CCGUGCUCACAGCUGGUGGGCAGUCUGACUCACUCUCUGCACCACAUGCCAUACAGGGCUUCAGUUUGUGUACAAUGCAUCAUGGGGGGAGAAAGGAAGGAGAGGAGGAGAGAUUGGCAGAAAAUAAGCAAGGGCAUUUCAUGUUUUGUUUGUUUCCAGGCUUAAUUUGUCAGUUCAAGAGAAAAUUCUUCCAGCAUGGUCACUGCAAAUAUUUUUAUUUUGAGAAACCCUCAUACCUUAGUCUUACCCUGAACCAGCCAAACAGAGAUAAGAUGCAACUGAAAACAGUGCAACCAUGUGAUGCCAGGAUGCUGCAAUGUCCUUUUAGCUUCAUUGAAUACCAUUUUCUCUGGAGUCUGUUUGACAAUGUUAAUCUUUGAUGAGCCCCUUUUCUGCCCACAAUGAGUGCAAAACAUCAACAAAGAUGUAUAUAAAUGAGUAUUUAAAGAUAUGUAUUGUUGAGGAUUCGUUUGUUGCAGGGUUAAUAAACACAAGCCUUCUUCCUGUAGUCCUUAUUUCUCAUAUUUUGGAGGUCCCAAGAGGACAUGAAUUCAUAUGUUUUAUUUCCUCAGUUUUCACAAGAUCAAUAUGUGGUUGUAAACAGAAAAUUUAAAGUAUUUUUUCUUAGCUUUUGAUCAAAAACCUGGUUCCCUGUCAUGAGAUAUUAAUUCAAGUCAUCAGAUAAUAAAACAUAUUUUCUUGUGAUAACGGGAUAAUUAUCAGGUGGUCUACAAAACAAAACAAGAGGCUAAUCACAGUGGAAGAUCAUGUGCCAGGUGUAAGUUAAGUCUUUUUAUUUCUUCCUUUUUUCCCUUUGUAACAACCAUUAUCACAGAAGAGCUAUCUCUAUUGUCUUUUGGUAACACAAUAAGAAACUCAAGAUCUGGAUUGAAUAACCAGAAAAUACUCAUUACUGAAAGAGAACUGAACCAAUAAAAUGUACAGAUGCAUGUCCACUUAGUGCUUCCAUGAAAUACCAUUCAGAAGCAUCAUAAAAGAUUAGCACAGAACAGUUAGUACAAAAUUGUUAGAAACCUUUUUGCACUACUCCAUAAAGACAAGUAAGGACAAUAGUAAAGGACUGAGUUCAUUCUAGGUGAAGCUUGAAACUGGUAGCCUCAGUUUCCUUGCAGUUUUCUUCUUAUUCACACUUAAACCUGCUGGUUCUUUUUCUUGAUAACUAUUAUUAUCCCACCUCUGAUUCCUUUUCUUCAAAGCAGAACAAUUCUCUUAUAUAGUAGUAUAAUAGUUUCUCCCUUUCUUUCCCGCCUUUUUUUCUUUACAGUGUUUUUGCUCUUUAAAUCCAUUUGAAACGGUACACAUUUAAAAAUACACAGCCCUUAUAUUGUGUCUAAUGUGAUCUCAGAGGGAGUCUUUCAGCUUUACCUGAGGUGUUUUUAUUAUGAAACCAUGAAUUCUUAGUAUAUACACCUAAACUGAGCAUGACGUUUCAUUAUCUACUGUGAGACAGUUCGAAUACACUCUGAGGAUUAUUCGCGGAAGACAAAUACAGCCACCUUAACAUAAAAUUUAUUAGGUACAUAAAGGAAAUUGGUUGUGGUCUCAAUGCUGAAACUGUCACAUCCAUCCAAGUUGGAUGUAUGUUUGUAGGUCCGUAUCUCAUGCUCUCACACUUCCAGUUUUGCACAGGCAGUAAUUGUUCCCAGAAUAUGUCUUUUCCUCUUUUGCCAUCACAGGGUUGGUAUUUGUGGAGUGAUUGAUGAUAAGUUAACUUCCUUCUUGUAUUUUUCAGAUAUCAAUUGUUAUCUUACAAAUGACACACAGAUUGAGAACUUUAGAAAACAAAGACAAAUGACUUAUUUUUUAGGGGAACAGUGUUGAUAAAGUGUAAAUGCCAUGCUGGAAUGUUGUGGAGCUAUAUCCAGGCCAAAAGGUUUGUUAUAUAAAAAAAAUGUGAUUAAAAAAAAAAAAAAAUGAUACUGAAAGUUCAAGGUUUGUUCUUGAAUUAAAAAAAAAUGUAUUCGAUAUAAAAAUAAGUGUAUGAAAGUUUUUACUAUUUUUUUUUAUUUAUUUAUUUUUUAACUUGACUUUAGUUUUGAUUCAGUUCUGGAAUUCUUUAUUUACUCAAUCUCAUUUUAAAGUGACAGUAGCUAAAAUGAAGCUUUUUUUUUUAAAAUCUGAAAAUCAUGUAAAGCUACUGAAGAGGUAUUGGAAAGGAAAUAUAGAGUCUGAAAAAAUUGCAUGACACCUCCGCUGUAAGAAACAAAUGGGUGAUGUGGCCGAGACUUGCUCAGUUUUAUAUAAUCUUUAACUAGGAGUGUAUUCCUGGCCUAUUGGCUUCUGUGGUAAUUCCGGUAGCUUCAUCGGUACUUUCUGCUAAGUGUUGACAACCAAAUUCUAGCUAGUGAUGAAAACUGAGAUGGCAAACAGUUAAUCGGUGCGUGUUAGUGCCAUUAUUUGAGCAUCAGUCUGCUCAUGUUAGUGUAUAUCUUCAAACAUUGUGUGGCUUCAGAGGGCUGUUGGCAUGGCUGUACACUCUUGAGUCAUUUGAUUAGGCACAUGUGACAUCAUGAGCAAUGUGACAUCUCCAUUAUCAACACAGGUUUAAAUGUGACACACCCACCUACCACCACCACCCUAUGAAAUGAAUGAAGACUUCUGAAUGAACAGCACAUUCAGUUCCCUUUGCGGCAGCAGUUCAUUAUGAUUGUCAAAACCUGCUGUGCAACAUUAGAAACUGCUAUAAUUGAUGCAGCAGGUAUACCACACGUACAACAACAAAGGAAUUUUUAAUGAAAGUAUUUAAUUACUUUUCACAAAUUUCAAUAAAGGAUUCUUGUACAAUUACAUUAAUUUUCUUGUCUCUCUCAGUGCUCUUCCUGUCUUGUCCAUGCAAAGCUUGAUAACAGUAAUACGUAGCAGAUGGAAGCAUGGUCUGUCUCCCCCUUCCCUUGUUUUCCUUCCUCGAUGUUGUAGGAAUAUGUACAGCAAACAUGGGGGAUGGUUGAAACCCUGUGAGGAAAUGUGUUCAACCCCCAUCAUAGCAAACAAGAUACUAUUUGAACACAUGAAUUCAUAACUAGAAUAGAAAUAACAGAAUUCAACCAUCCCCAUCUUAUGCUGCUGGUGUGUUUCUUAAAAAACUUUAUCACAUUUGGGACAAAGUUAGACAAAGUAUUGUAACUCCAGAUUUCUGUGGAAGCCAGAUACUGUUGAUAAUUCGAGGACUGUGGUAGCUAUUAGCUAAACAUGCAAUACUGUGUGAGUAAACAUACUUGAUGUCACAUUUAACCCUAAACAACCACCCUGAAUAAGUGAAGUAUGUAGACUAUGUUUUCAGCAUUAAAACAUGAAGUCAGUGCUGUCUACAAAUUCGUUUUUUUUACUAAAUGUCUUUCAGCUCUUCUUGGAAAACAAGAAUACAAAGGUUGGAGGAAAACAGUUGUUCCUUUCUCAUGAACAUAUCUCCAGAAUCCCUGCCCGAUGAAGGAAACAACAGAUCCACAGAUACCAUCUUGUUAACCAUCUAAUUUCUCCCUUAUUAAGCGUCUUUGAGUGUUUUUAGAAGCGCUGUACAAAUAAAAUGAAUUAUUAUUAUUAUUAUUAUUAUUUCUACAAAUGAGGAAAUUGUUUCACAAAAAAUCCUUCUAUUUACAUUUUCAAUUCUGCUUUCUGUUAAGACAGGGUACCUACUGUUCUGCUAUCAACGAACCAGCUGUAUAAUACCCCCCAGGUUAUUUUUCAUUUCUGAUCAUUUAAAAUCAUUUAAAGGAAAUAUCUGUGUAUGUCUCCUACCAGCAGCAGAAUCAAUCUGAAUGGGCCAAGUCCGGUUUGAAGACGAAAUGACACUGAUCUCAUACUCAUUCCGGCAUGCAUCAAUCUUCCUCCUGAAAUACCCUCUAAAAACAGUAAAAUACAUCACUGAAUGUGCAAGGCUACACGCUGGAAUAAUACCUUUUGAGGCUUUUGUGUCUGCAUGUCCUUUGGGAAUUACAGAUAAUACAUUUAUGUAUGUAGCCUUUGUACAUUUGCAGAUUCCCAUAAUUAUAACAGGAGUUUACAGUGCGCUUUUUCAAUAUGACCUGCCAUACAAAUUACUAAAGAUCUCCUCCCAUUACGUGUGUCAGUCUGUGCCUCAUGAAUAGACUGUGACAGGCAGUGUGUGGGAUGAACCUUUGAUGAAUCUGGACGUGCAACCGCCUAUUCCUGCCAGAGUGAAAAGGCUGAAAAUACACAACAAAAUCUAUUUUAUCACAUUUGGUGUUCUAUGGUGUUACUCACCGAGAUGAAAUGGGCAGUCUGCUCAGUCGUGCUGACAAUAGAGAUGAGGCUGGCUCUAGCUUCAUUAGUGUCCAUACCAGGAGCAUUACAUUAUCACACUGGUGAAUAUUUGGGAAGUUAUUAAACCAAAAUUGUAUGAGCAAUUUUUUCUAAUAUGGGCUAUUUUUGUCAUGUGACACACUGGAACACUGAAAUUUAAGAGAGACUUGAUUAUAUGAAUUGAUGUAGAUCCAGCUAACUACAUUGGAGGAUAUGUAGAGAGAAGGGGAGUUUAGGGAGGUUUUUCCCGCUGAAGUUUUCUAAAAGGGUCAAAUAAUGACUAUCCAUACAGUACUGCACAGUGCUGCUCUCACAGACCGACACAGUGCUUUUUAUCCGUCUGCUCUGAAACAAAGUUGAGGCAAAACUUUCUGCUAUGUGACUCAUGAUAAAGCCCCUUUUCUCAAAUUCUAUCUUUUAUUUAGUGAUGACUAUUAGAGGUAUAGCAAUAAUAGAAGUAAAAUUUGAGCAAAAUAUUACUGACCUGUACCAGACAUGACUUGAAGGAGUAUACUAAAAUAAAAUAAAAGUCAAAAAAAUACUAUUAAAAUACAAAAAAUUUGGCACCAAAGAGAUUUCUUGAACUGUUUCUUUUAGAAGAAACUUACAGUAUGUUCAUAGCGGGACAUGAACACACAUGCAGAGGACACUAAUCUCCGGAGGAUAUACUGCUUUAGUAGUUCACUGUGUGUUCCUUAUUAUAGUGUCUGAUUUAAACUGUUGGAGUGUCUGAUUUGAAAAAGUAUUGCAGUGAUCAAUGAACCAUUCCCCAUGAGUACUGGAGACAUUAGUCCACCUCAGUUGUGUCUAGUGUGUUUAGUACAACUUAAAUGUGAGAGCGGCAUCAAGAAUUUUCCUGAAUAUUUCCUCACAACUUCUACCUCAGACAAGGUUUUUGCAUGGUGUUGCUCCACAGUGGCAUUUUAGAAGCCUUUGGAAAUUAAAAGUAAAAAGAGAAAGUUGGAAUAAAAUACAAACAGUUAUAGAGAGUCUUUAGGUUCAAGGUCCCUGCCAGUGGUUAAAGUCUACCUCUGUCCCUUUUGGUUCAAUUCAGUCAGAACAUGAAGUACAUUGCUCUCUUUGGAUGAAGAUGAGGUUUCAGGGUUUGCUGAGUAAUCUGUAUCAUACAUACAACUGUGGGAAAAGGCAGGAUACUAGGAGAGUUAUAUUUCUCUUCAUUAUUUGCUCUUUGCUGAGGCACAGUCCAACAAGACAUUCAAUAACAGGUUAGGUUGCUAUGCAAAUGAUGAAGGGACAGGAAUGAGUUUAGUCAACACAAAGCUAAUGACAGGUAUGAGUCAACAACAAAUAGUAUCCAGAUAUUUGAGAUAUGCAAAUGACUUACCUGGGGAACCUUGUCAGAACAGUUGCUUUUGUCUGUAGGCAGAAGCAAGUGAUUGGCCUUUUAGGAGUUUUCUUUAAAUAUUAUUUGAGUUAAGUUUGAAGGAACACGUAAACUUUCAUUUUUAUGUUCACACCCAUGGUUCAUUGUCAACAUACAAAGCCAAACAGGUUUUCUGGCAACGCUAUAGUUGGUCAAAAUGCUCAGGCCUUUUACCAUUCUAACUUUGCUUUAACAGUAUCAUCUUGCUAACAUACUUAAGCUUUAUCCAAUGUCCUUGUGAAUUUGAUACUAUUACUCUACUGAAGUAAUGUCAUUGCACUUAGAUACAAAUAACUGACCAUAGCACUGGCUUCUAGGGUUUAUCGAGGCUACUGUGUACAUCUGACCAUUUGCUUUCUGCUGUAUUUACUCUGCAGUAGGUGUACGCUCAAAAGACUGACACGAUUGGCUGAAAGUUUAACCUUGACCUUUGUGAGUGAGUAACAAUGACGUGCACUGCUAUGUUCAGUGACAGGACUUGAGGCUUAACAAACAUGGCCAACUUAAUGUGACUGUGGGGUCUAAAGCUGUGACCCCCAAAUGACCUUUCCUCUGUUUACCCUCUGCGCAUGUGUUCACACUGUCAGUUCCAAGAGCAGACUAUAUACUAUGGUCGCUUAGAGAGCUCAUUUAAGCUCCUUUACAAUGAAACUACUGCUUCAUUAAUGGGUGCAAUAUUUUGUGACAUCAUUGUAAAUAGUUCUGAGUGGGCAAAACAAAUAUAAGAUGACUAAUAAAGGUUGUUACAAAGCUGUCUUUUAACAGACAGAGUCCAAAUUUGUAAAUAAACUGAGGAUAGUGUUGUGAGAGAAACAGUUUUAAGGUGAAGAUCAGUUUCACAAUUGUUUCAUAAUUUAUGCUGUUCGAUAAAGAAUCUGAACAGGAUCAGCUUGCAGUAUUGUUAAAAAUAUGUUGGCAAGCAGGUGGGAGCUUCAAUUCAUUCUCGUAAUUUAUCAGUGAAUUUGUUUAUCGAUUGAGACUGAUGGAGAUCUAAGGCAGGACAGUUAUUUAAAAACAAAUUAGUGGGUCUCAGCGUUACUUGAGUUAUCAUAUGAUUUAUUUUUUCUUCCAUUAAACAUCAUUUUGUUUAAUCUUUUUCAUCAGGUUUAGUUACUUAUCUAUGUAUAAAUUUUCUUGAACUAAUUUAAAAGCACUGUCAAUACAGCCUGCCUUUAAUGCAUAUUUUAGAGACUAACCCCUCGAGAAGAGGUCCAGGUUUAGGAAGAGUGCACAGAACAUUUGCAGGUUUAUAUCUAUUUUUGGUUUUCUUCUCUGAAUGGUGUGCACAUCAAAUUCUUGUCAAAAUAGAUAAAACUAUUGAUCACACUUGGAGGAAUAGUUUCUAGGCAUGUUUUGGUUUUUAUAAUCUUUUUUCAGUUUCUGAACAUACACAAUAAGAUUAAAAUCAACAAGCAACAUACUGUAUAAACACAUUUUGAAUGGCAUUUUCACAAGACCAAAUUGCAAAGACUUUACAGGUUUGACAUGUCUACACUAACUUUAAAUUAGACUAAAGGACAUAAUAAAGAAUAAAAGAGUGGAGAAAAAGCAUGGUUUCAAUAAACAGUAAUUAUAAAAGCAAUAAGUAUUUAUUUUCUCAAAAUAAUUCUUGGAUCAUACCUUACAUAUGUCUGUUUUUUUUUUAAGUUAAGGUCUCCAUGUAUAAAAGAUUAAAAUUCAGUUGUAGCCAAUUUCAGUAGUAGUUCAUGAAAUGAUGCCUUUAGGAAACAUGAUAAUAAGACAUAAAACAUGAAUAAAACAUGAAUAAAAUAUGGUAAGACAUCUGUGGCUUUUUGAUUCUGUAAGUCUCCAGAAUGUCCUUGUAACUGGACAUGAAUAAAAUGUGUGAUUUAUCAUGUAUUCUUUAUUUCAGAAUUUCACAUUGUAACUAACUUAAGCAUAGAAAAAAUACUGUUUAUUGCUGUAGACUGAAGGUAUUCUAUUUUGUCAAGAAUGGUAAUCAUGCGACGGUUCCCCGCGGAGUACAUUUUCAGUGACACACAGGAAAUGAAUGUGACCAAGUAGCACCGAUGUUGCCAUGACAACAGUGCCUGGCUCCUAGGAAGUUUGUAUAGAGCUCCUCUGAUGUAGAAUUUCUUAGCGAACAAAACUUAGCUCAAGAAAUGACCUCCGAAGCAAAUUUUGUCUACAUUGUCAGGCAGUUUUUCCAUGCUAUUGAAACAGACGACCUUUUCAGUUCCAAACGUGUUUCUCAGCGGUUUUACUGUGAAUUGUAAACCAGCCGUGAACAGCAAACAGAAGUUAGCUAAAUGGAGCCGGAGCGGACUAAAGGAACCUCAAUGUGGCCUCGAAAAAACAGCAACGAGAGGACGUUUCUUUCUCCAAUGGUAAACUCAGCAACUCCGGGUGAACUUAACAAAAAAUUCAAAACUGAAAUUCCCAUUAUUUCAAGUUAAAGCCUCAAAGUCAGCCGGAAAGUUAUCAGAUUUCAGUGAACAUGCUUCAAAUUAUUAUUUUUCGGCUUUUAACACCCAGUAAAUGAUAUCUUAUCAUAUUUUUUUGCAGAUUAACAGCUGUAAAUUGCACCACACAACUGUUAAGCCAACAGUACUAGAGAGAACCCAGAGAUUGGUAAGUAUAAAGAAUAAAUAUUAAAACAUUUUUCAUUCACAAAUCCUCAGUUUUACAAACUAUCAACACAACUAAAAAGAAAAAAACGACCAUCUUUGUUAAAAGAUAUAAAUAAAAAAGCAAGAUGCAGUUAGCAACACAAUCAGUACCAACUUUUAGACAGAUGGUCACAAAAUGAAAACAUAUUUCAGGCAGUCAGGCAACCCAAAUUGCCUUUGAAAGGACACAGCUGUGUAGAAAACACUUAUGUGUCACUGAGCCUUUACGCCAGUGGUUCUUAAGUCCAGUCCUCGAGGCCCCCCUGUCCUGCAUGUUUCGGAUGUUUCCCUGCUCCAACACACCUGAUUCAAAUGAUCAGCUCGUUAUUAAGCCAUGACAGGGCUUGAUAACGAGCUGAUCAUUUGAAUCAGGUGUGUUGGGAAACAGCAGGGAAACAUCCAAAACAUGCAGCACAGAGGACUGGACUUGAGAACCACUGCUUUACGCUACUCCCUCUAUCAUUUGUUACUUAACUUUUUAAAAUGUUUUUUUUUUAAACGUAUUUAUUUAGGCAAAGAAUAGCGAAAACUAGAGAGCUAGUUGACAUUGAAUCUGCUUUCUAUGAUGAUGUUGUAUUAAAUCAUAUAAAAUCAUCAACAUUAUGGCUCACAUCAUGUUCUUUAGUAUUCAUACAUCUAUUAACACAAUGCUCAAAUAACCCAAUACUCUGAAAAAGCUUUUGGUGGCAUGGGUUUUUCUGUAAGUUAGCAGUUGGAAAGACUUCAAAACCAAUGAAUCAUGUUUUCUAAUUACAGACUGACUCUUGUAAAGAUCUACUAAAAGAAACAAACAUGAAUACCACCCACACAAUAUAUCAUUCCAACCCUGAACAAGGUAAGCCUGAGCCAGUCCACUCCUUUACAAACUUAUCUCUACCAUUGUACUGUAUAUUCAGAAGCUAAGGAAUGUAAACAACCUACCUGUCUUUUACUAUUCAUUUUACUGAGUGUACCAUAUCCUCUGUAGAAAUCAUGUUGCGCACAUGCAGCCAGAGAGGGCUUGUCCAGACAUCUCUGGUGCCAGAAUUUUCCUGUGAGUCAACAGAUUCCUUUGCACAUAAUCCAGUGCGUUUCGAGGCAAAUUUAAAAGCUGUGCACGAUCUCAGGGAGAAAUCAAGAAGACUGGCUCACAGCACAGGAGUCACUUAUUAUGGUAAUGCCAUCUCAGGCACUGCAACAUUACAUCAAUUACCAAGGAGUUUGUAAUUUGUUCUUAUUGUACUGUUUGAUAGUUUGUUUGUUUUAAAAUGUGUUGUAUGUUGCUAUUAGGUGGCUCUGGGAGACAAAGGCACAGGGCAGUUCCUGGUUUUCCCUUCACUGAAAGGCCUCAUGACUCCUUUGAAUCCAGUUUUCAAAGAAUUGACUUGGACAGGUACCUCUGCCUUAUUUAUGUUUUUUGGAACAGCACUAAAAUAAUAAGAUUUUCACGUCAGGGGGUUGCGAUGUCAUGUGUCACAGCAAACUCUGUUGAUCUGUACCUGCUGUGUAUUUUAUAUUCCCUUUGUCAUUCCUUUACCAAAAAGUUUUGUUGAUAUGAUGGACUCAGACUGGCUAUCACAGUAGCUGCAGCACAAUUAAUUUGGCUUUUGCAUGAAAUGGCAGGUGCUCAUGUUUGCCACCAGGGAGCAGCAAAGUCCCUCAUAACACCCACCCCUGUCUCUACAGAUUUUGCUGACAAAGACUUUCUCUACUUGAUGCCAAGCAGAACUAAGCCAAUCAUUUUGAACAGGGAAAUUCUUACCCAGUAAUUUGCAUUAUUAGAUUGCAUGACUAAAAGUAGUAUACAAUUUUUAAGGUAUAUAAACUAACUGCUGACUGGUAAAGAUUUAGUCUUAAUUGUGCUUAAUGUGGUUUUAAUGUUUCAGGCGCUGUCUGGAGGAGUGCCCCCAGCUGGGCAAUAUGGAUGAUCUGCAGUUUCUGAACCUUCAGCAUAAUCUAAUCACUGCUAUACAGGAUCUGUCCCAUUUUCAAAAGCUAGUUUUUCUCAACUUGUAUGACAACCACAUCUCUGACAUGACUGGCAUAGAAAAUCUGAGGUCUCUGAAGAUCCUGUUGCUGGGGAAAAACAGGUCAGUGGAUUAGUAGAGAGUAGCAUUUGUUACAGAGAUAAUAUUUAAGAGUUUAAGAGUAGCAUUUUUUACAGAGAUGAUAUUUAAGAGUUGAUAUAAACAGCUGUGGUUGUGGUUCACAUAUUGGUUUUAUGUAAAAUCUAAUCCUAAAACUUUACAAGUCAGCUCGGAAAUCUGUAAUGAAGAAGUUCCUUUAUAAGUUCCUUUAAGAGUCCAUAGUUACAUUUCAUUUGUCACUUUAAAUACAUUAUGGUCCUUAGUGGUUCAAACUAAAUGUUGACACAGUUUAAUGAGUGUUUUAAAACUGCUGUAUGUUUGGUUUCCUGUAAUGUAUGUUUUGCAUUAACUCUUUUUUUUGUAUGUUUGUUGGGCAGAUCCACUUUCCUCUUUUUGGAUCCUAAUCCAAGUUACAUUUUCCAUUUAUCUCAUGUCUUUGUUAUUUUUAUUCAGGAUCCAUAACAUAUGCUGUCUGGAAAGUCUGUCCAAGCUGAACAUCCUGGAUUUGCAUGACAAUAAGGUACUUCUCCUUCACUAUCUUCCCUCCUAGAGGAAAUGUGUGUUUAGUCUGCAUUUUAAUUAUGUAAUCGGAGGUCAUGAUCUUCAGCAGUGGAGGUGGAUUGUCUCUUACACCUCUGUCACCCUGUAGUUUGCUAUGUGAGAUGCAGUUCUCUCAGUGCUAGAGUCAAACAAACAUGGCAGCAAGAGGCCAGGCAUGAAUAGUCACAAGCUCACACACUGUCUUUAAUAGGUCUAUCAUUAUAGACCUAUUAAAUGGACUUCACUCAGGGCACGCAUUAUAAUGAGAAUGUUUCCUUGAGUCUGUGCAACAUCUCUGAAAUAGAAAGCAGCUGUCAUGCCCAGCAUUCUUCCCUUGAUCAACGUAGCAGAGUUUUUUCGUUGUAACAAAUUAUACAGCUGUUAUGAUCAUCCUUUGCCUAACCCUAUUUUAGCUUUUAUGGACAUGUGUUCCAGUUCCCACCACUGUUAGAGAGCAAGGAAUAGAAAACCAGCAGAACCCACCAGCUCUUGUCAAGGGUCUACUCCCACAUCCAUUUCCUCAGUGACCCCAGCAUAAUUUAUUCAGCAGGCACAAGUGUUUUUAUGUUUUUAACCCUGAUGUUGUUCUGAGCUAUGCUAGGUUAUGGAGCUUUACGAUUAAUUUGUGGUUAAAUCUAUUACUGGGGCUGUUUACUUAGCCUCCGCAGUGCAGCGCGGCUCUCUGAUAUUAAAUGCCUGAGAAAACAAAUGAUGUAAGAACCACUGAUGUCAGAUGAGGAUUUUAGCAGCUCCUGGAAAGGAAAGAUAAAAUAGAAAGGCUUCCCUUGGUCAAAUUAGUGUUUUGCCAGCACGCCGCCCACACCUCUCCUUAGAGAGCGGCUCUAGAGCCCAGCUUAGACUCCCGCCCUCUCUGAUGUUGGCUGCACUUUGCAUGAGAAGGCGUCCCAAUUACUAUUCAAUGACUUCUACAGUGUUGGGUUACUCUUCUCCUUACAGAGGAGACUCUGUUACCUCAAACUCUGUCCACUUGUUGUGUUUCCUAACUACAUCUAUAAGGGUAAUUCAAAUAGUUCCUCUGAUAGUGUGACGAUUGAAUAAGUGAUGCAAAAUGAAUCCAUUUUGGGCUCAUCCUGUUUGUGAUGUAAGCACAUUGCAUUCAGAGGAGGCCAUUUAUUGGAAGGCGCCCACAGCGGAGCAGAUGAGGAAUCUAUUAUUCCAACCAGGACAGGUUGAUUUUCACUCACUGACUUUAAAACCUCCUGUUCUGUGAGCUUGAAUAACUUUUCAAUCACAUUUACUCACUAUUUCCCACUCCCACCAGAGACAUGACCACCCAAAUAUGAUGUGAAUCACUGCGCUAUAGUAAUACAAGAGGAUAUAGUCAGUGAAGUCAGAGGGAUGAAUGGUAGUUUGAUGAAUGGAUUCUUGAUUGUCUUGAGGGUCAUGGGUAUUCUGACUAUUCAGGUUGUUGUUAAGUCACUCUGAGCUGUUGGAAACCAGCUGCUUGUCCUCUUUUCAUCUGUGUGAAUGUGUUAACCUUAAGCAGUACAUCACCCUUGAUCUCUCUUCCUCCUAUCCUCGAGCAGGAAGGCUCACAUUUCUUCUUUCUUAUCUUUUAACCAAUAUGUUUAAGAAACGGGAUAUAAGCAAGCAGAAUUCAAAAGAGGAUAUUCUCUUUGGGAUAGUGCGGGAUAACUCACUCUUAGUCUCAGUAAAUACAUGUUGGAGUUGCAAAGUGACCUGACAUUUGAUGUGGAUAUUCACAGAGGAUAGUGGAGCAUGCCCUGCAGUGUCUGGAAAAUAAGGACACAUUUUUGCAGAGUAAGAGUGGUUGGUUGAUCUUGUGUCCAUGUAGAAAGAAUGACUCUCAUUAAGUAUGACUACCUCUGUCAUCAGUGAUAACUGCAGGACUGUGGGAUAUGCUGAGGCAGGAACAGAGACAUCCUCCACUCGAAGGAGGCUCCAGGCUUUGCUGUCAUUAUGUCAUAAUGGCACAAUAACACAAGGUUAUCUGUUUGUGUCUGGUCUCUGGUAAGAAAAGACCAUUAAGUUGAAGAGGAUGAUUGCUGUAUUAUUUACAAGGAACGUGCUUGAACCUAAUGUUAAUACCUCCUCCAUUUAGCAUGUCCCUCAGUCGCUCUUAACUUCACAGACAAGAACAAAUGUAUAAACACAAAUUGUCCCUUAAGGGACAGUAAUGGAGUUUGAUUAAAUUGAACUGAACUGAAUUGCACUGAAUUGAACUGAUCUGAACUGAAUUGAGUUAGAUUGAAUUGAGUUGCAUUGAAUUCAAUUGUGCUUAGUUCCACUCCCUUUCCAUUUUUUUAAAAGUUCUGUCAAAUAUACUGUGCAUACAUAAAGAUCUUAGUUGAAUGAAAAAACACUUUUGAACCUAAUACACGCCUAAUUCACGAUGUGUAACAUAAAAUACUUCUUACUUCAGAGCGUGCAGAGGUGCUAUGUUUUGUACUGACAUAGUCUUUUACACUGAAGCCUGUAUGGUAAGAACACAGAGCUUCAGUCCAGGCCUAAAUUAAUCUUUACCCCCAGAGUAGGGCUGGGCAAGAAACUGAAAAUUUACCGAUACUGAAAUUUACGAAAAUAACAGACAUAAUUUUGCCCAUGUCAAUAUAUUAGGUGUCAGAAAAAUAAAUAAAUAAAAGUUGGUUUUGGAUUGGAUGUGUGUAGGUAGGCCAGUGGUUCUCAAGUCCAGUCCUCGAGCCCCCCGUCCUGCAUGUUUUGGAUGUUUCCCUGCCCCAACACACCUGAUUCAAAUGAUCAGCUCGUUAUCAAGCUCUGUAAUGGCUUAAUAACGAGCUGAUCAUUUGAAUCAGGUGUGUUGGAGCAGGGAAACAUCCAAAACAUGCAGGACAGUGGGCCUAGAGGACUGGACUUGAGAACCACUGAGGUAGGCUAUGGUCUCAUGUCCCUUUGAAACGCUGUCCUACGUCAGAGACGUGACUCCACCUUUAUCCAGUUCGUAACAAAGAGGGAAAGACAGGUGAGGAGAUGGAGGUGGUUCAAAAGUUGUAGUGGCCGUAGCGGCGGCUGAAGUAGAUGAAGUUAAUGUGGGAGGGGGUGAGCAGCUUGUGGAGUAAUUAUCGUCCAUUUAUCUUUGAACUGCUUGAUAUAUUGUGAUAUUGAGUUGAGGCCAUAUCGCCCAGCCCUACCCCUGAGGUCUUUUUGUCCUGUCUGGGCAAUAAGUAUGUUUUUUUACUUCAUCUUCAUUAAGCAGGAGGUUGUUUUGCAUCAACAUGCUGCUUUGUGUGCAUACCUUCCCAUUUUUUUUAACCUCCAAUUUUCAGAGGUACCAUUGUGCUGCUUGUGCAUGACAGUAGCAUGAAAGUAUUUAUAUCAUUAUGACACCACAGUUUUACUUUGUGAAGGCUUUUCAAUGAAGUGCAAUGAUUUCCACAUAGCCUUUGAUUGGAUGGUGUUCAGAGCAGACAAACUCAGCUUGAUCUUUUUCCUUAGCAGUGCUUCCACCUGUAAGUACACACCUAUUUUGUAAAAAAAAAAAGAGUCAGCACUGCAUAGCACUUUCUUUUGUUGAAUCCUGUUUUAGUUUUGUAGAUUUAUUAGCAUAACACUAGUAAUAAUGUUUACACUUUCCCAUUCCUCCUCCACUUUCUCCCUCCUUUAUCCAGCCUCUGGUGCAGAAGAUAAGAGGAAAAAAACACAAUAAGAAUAGAGUUGCAAAUGGAAUAUAUUUGUGUUAAAAUUUGCCAUUUGUGAAUAUUUUUAUCACACAUUAACUCCAUUCGUAAAAAGCUGAUUUUUUUUUUUGCUAGUCUGUUUUUCAGCAGACAAGACCAGGAUGCUAUUCUCAAGGAGCGCUGCUUCUCAGUAGAGAACAGGAUGCUUAUGUUGGAUGAGAUACAAGACAGCACACAAACAAUCUGUUUGGGAAAGAUAGGGCAUUAAAACAUCAAUAACCUCCCAGGUCAUUCCAUUUCAAUAACAGAGGACCCCUCAGAGGAAGUGAAAUUAAAACUGUUUGUCUAAGUGCGUAUAUCUACAGAACUGUGCGUCAUGCAAUUUUGCUUGAGUUGCCUAGUUAAGCUGAAGGAGUCCAUGUGUUUACAAAGUUUCUUGGUGAACUAUUGAGAGAGAAUCUUAUCAUCUUUAGUUUAAUGUAAUGUUAUACAGCAACGGUUUAUGCUUCUUUGUGUAGAGGUAUGCAUUUUUAUUUGACUAGUAUAAGGUAUCUUAACCUAUAGAGAGUUCAAAGUCAUGAUGCCAUCGAGAUGAGGAUAAGUCAUUGAGGAACUCCGAAUAGCGCUAUAGUGAAUCAAGUCAAUUAGAGUGACAUGACAUGUUCGACAUAAUAAGUCCAAAUGAUCCAGAAGUAAAUCCUAUUUUACUGUUUAUGCUACUUUUAUAGUAAACCUUUGGCGAUAUUCCUUUGACUUUGAACUGCAGUAGUCAUUAGGUAUUGUAUUUUGACAGAAUCUUUGAACCCUCGCUGCCCUUUGAACCCAAUCCUCUGUGUACAGUGUGCACUUUGGGGGGCAAACACAUCACUCUCAGGGUAACAGCUACCAGGAAUUCUUCAGAAGUAUUUUAAGUGUAAUAAUGACCGGGGCCUCUAACUACCCUCCUCCAAAAAGGGGAGGGGGCAGAAAUGGGUAUCAUCUCACCCAAUGACUGACCCUCAGCUGGUUGUUUGUUAUUAUGAUUUGGGAGGUGAAAUAGGGGUCAGGGUUUGAUAUGGCUGACUGUUCAUUGAGCAUCUAUGAUGAUGUUUUUGGGUACAUGAGAGGAGUUCAAGUAUCAUAGGUAACAGUGUAGCUUCAGGGGCUUUUUUUUAUCUCUAAAACAUUGAGCCUAAUGUUAUUUUAAACUCAUGUGAAAUAUGUGAUAAUCUUAGAAACAGGAGUUGAAUCAGAGAGUGAGCCCUGAAUGUGUACUGUUAUGUGUCUUACAAACUGCCAUCCCUGCUCCCCCCUGUGUUUUCUGUUUACAGUAUGAUUAUCCAGAUUGCUGUUUUGCAUAAUUUAAUGUUCUACUAUCUUUGUCUCACUGUGUUUUCUUCCAGAUCUCCAGGAUAGAAAACUUGUCUCACCUGAGAGAGCUGCAAGUGUUGAACUUGGCAGGAAAUGGCAUCUCCAGGGUUGAAAACGUGCAGGGCCUGAACAGUUUGACUGAACUCAACCUGCGGCACAACCACAUCUCUGUCUUGGUGAGGGGCCUUUUUACUUUUUAACUUAAGUUUUAUGCAUUUCCUACUCCGCAUGCUCAUUGUUCAGCUUCAUUUAAAGGGAAAUAAAUCAACUAGUCAGAGUGAACAUAACCUCAAACAAGACAGGGGUUUCUGCCUUUUCUCUGUGUGGCUUUAAUUCCCUUCAAAUUGGAGAUAAUUUUUACAAAGUGAAACAAUUGUUGGAAAAUAGAUGCAAACUUAAAUAGCUUUUUUUACUUGCACCUGAAAGUCUGAUGAAGUAGACUCCCUAGUUCCAGGCUGUUAACACUGCAGCUGCUUGAUGGUAUGUUAUUGCUAAAAAUAGUGCUCAGUUUAGGUGACACAUUCCUCAUUUCGAUGUAAAAUUAAACAGACUCAUUAAUACUGGCAACUAUCCCGUAAGAAAAUAUUCAGGACAUAGAAGCUGGUAGCGUGCUACAUCUUUCAUCUUCAUGUCAUUCCUUUGGAUCAGGUCCUGUGGAUGGUUUCUGUUUCCUUUCUCAUGGGAUCAGAUUUGACAGUUUUUACUGUCACAAAAUAACAAACAGAAAAUUACAUCAAUGCACUCACUGUGAGAAAGGCUGUGGUGAAAUGUAUCUCAAUGGUGUUACCCAGGGAGGGGUAGCUCUUUACCCACAACCUACCGCAGUAAAAGAGAAACUGGAUAUUCAAAACACGCAAAUAACCUCCCCUUGGUUUCUAUAGUUUUAAUCUGAUAAACAGAACAGUGCACGCCAAAACAGGCCCCUUCAUUUGUAUGCAAAUCCCCAGAGCUCUUUCCCUGCUUCUUGGGGUAGAAAAUGCAGAAUCCAGCAUUGUGUUAUAAAACCUAACCCUGUCACUCAUCGUGUCCUCUGCCUGCAAGUUCUGAUCCUGAACCACUUCCAGUCGUAAUUAUCGGAUGUUGUGUUUGAUUUGAUUCAAGGGAGGGAAGAAUGUUACCCCUCAGCAGAUUCUGCGGCCUCUGUCAUUAGUGGUUUGAGCUGCCAAGUGCUUUUAUCAGGCUCAAAGUAAAUAACCAUCCUCAAGGUGUCCAGGUUUUCCCUUUCAUUCAAAGUAUGGAAAGUACUGUAGAGUCCUGGACUUAAAAAAAAGUGCUGUAAGGGGCCUAUAUUAUGUGAGCUCAGACUUGUUUAUAUUUUAGAAAAAGUUUUUCAUGCAUUUGUUUGUACCACCAUUGAUAAUGCACAUGAACAUCUUUUAGUGUACAAAACAGAGUUUUUAAGUUGUGUUGUGAUGCAACAGGACAGAUGUAUUUUGUUAACCUUUUACAGCUAAUAGUUUCCAUGUAGGUUUUAAUGGGGUCAGUUUGUAGACUUUAUCUAAGUGUAAGCGGUAUGACACCUUUGUAAUACUUUCAACCCAACAUGGAAUUAUUCUAACUACUGUGGGUUAUACACAGAUUGCCAUGUCAUAAAGCCUCUGCUGUAUACAUUUGCUCUCAGGUGGGUCUUUCCAUUGAGAAGUACUGUAAGUGAUCCUUUUAACAUUUUUUGGCAUUAGGUGCAGGGAUUUGUUUGGAAGAGCUCUGAAGUCAGCAUAAGCACUGAUAAAACAGACAGAGCAAAAAGGAAUCACCCAGAGGCAGCCAGGCUUUAUGGAUUAGCUCGAGUUUUUCCAAUGGGCUUUUCUUCUUGUGGGGUCAGUUAAUGAGCCAUACUGUUCAAUGCUGGCUCUGCUCUAGUUAGUCAGCUGUUGUCUGUCUUUGCGUUCGGGUCAUGAGUUCAUCAUAUCUUCUGAAUACAUAAUGUAGCUUGUUCUAGCUUUUUGUGGCUCAAAAAUGCACAACAGAAAGGAACCCUUCAGACUGAUUGAUUUAUGAUUAGAGAUAUCUGUGUGUUUGCAGUGCAAAAACCAAACAAAACACAGCAGUAAGCACUUAACAUUAAAUUGCAGUUCUAAUGUGUCCCCCCACAUAAUGAAUUGCAUCUGCAGUUCUGGCACACAAUACCUGAACCCAGAUGUGUGCCAGCCAGGCUAAUGCCUGAAGCUUUAUCUAUCCAAAGGAAAAACCACAAAACACCAACAGCGACUAUUAUUUGACGCCCGCUUAGCAUCCACAUGUACCUGUGUGUUUAUUUGGGCAGCUUUCAGACUCUUUAGUGGUGCAUUUUUUGCAUGCAACAGAGACAAUUGUGAUGAGAGGUAGCUCUGUUUGUGUGGAGAAAUGCUGCUGUCAGUGCUCAGCAUGAGUGUGGAAAAAGAAGACACGCAAACUGUCAGUAAUAGAUGGGUGGAGACAGGACAGUGAGGUGAAGACACAGGCAAAUAGGCACAUGAACACACUGCUAAAGGCAGACACACACACACACACAUAUACAAACACACGGCAACAAAGCUGUAACUGACCUCCUGUCAGCUCAUUGGUUCUGAUCAAUUGGGCUUUUAGAAAAAGAUCUCACAUUGGUUGGCGAUUGUUAUGCAGCACAUCAGCUCAGUGAUGACAUCAUUGUGUCUGAGACAGGGCUUCUAUAUUUAGUCUCAGACAGCUUGCAGUGGCUGCUGCUUCACCAGCAUCCAUAGACAGAGGCUGUGGGAGAGUGUAGGAGGGUCAGCUCAAGCUAGCACCGGUUAGCAUGACUUGCAGUUUCUCUAAAUGAUAGAAAACGAAGUGAAUGGCUGUACUGCUAAGCUCCUGAGUGAACAGUUCACAAAAAACCCUACAUUUUCUUAUUUAAAAUGCAAUCGAUGUCUUUAUUCUCUCUUUUUCUCCCCUUACAUUGAAAAAGACAAGUUGUGAAGUCACUCAGCCUGUUUUUACACUUAUCUGCUAAUGGUAAUUUCCUCAGUCUAAUUGUAGAGCACUGAGCGGGGAGGGCAGAAUAUUAUGAAUGUACAUUAUAAAGCUAAUUAUGAGUCUUAGAGAUUAUUCUCCUUUUGUCAGGAGGAAUUCUUCUUCUGCCUAUAGGCUUACAGUAAUGCCGGAUAUCUGUCCUGCAUCAACAGCUGAGUUUAAACCUGUAAGUUGUUGGUGAGCUCUUUUUCACCGUUAAAGUCUGUGUCACUGGUCUAAUGUCGCUGAGACUUUCACUGUAAAUGUCUCAUCUGUUGUUAGAUGCUUUUGUUAGGUGUGUUGUCUCCUUUUUAUAAAAAUAUAGUUUUUAUUUAAUUGCCAAACCUAGGGCUGGGCGAUAUGGCCUCAAAUCAAUACCACGAUAUAUUGAGCAUUUCACCUUGAUAACGAUAAAUGGGCGAUAACUACUUCACAAGCUGCUCACCCCCUCCCACAUUAACUUUGUCUACUUCAGCCGCCGCUUCAACCACUACAACUUUUAAACCAUCCUCCAUCUCCUCACCUGUCUUUCCCUCUUUGUUACGGACUGGAUGGGGUGGAGUCAUGUCUCUGACAGCGGACAGGGUCUUAAAGGGACAUGAGACCGUAGCCUACCCACUUACAUCCAAAAUUUUCGGUUUAUUGCCCAGCCCUAGGAAAACUAAUUGUUUUAAAAGCAAUGCUGCUAAUCUACACAAGAAACCACAUGCUAAAUGUUGUACAGUGUUGUACUAAUUUUUGUGCUAGGUGUUGUGUCAGGUGGUGAUUAUUUGUCAUCAGGGUGUCUUUCAAAGAAGUACUGAAUUGAAGCUGUAGCAAGAGUGUGAUGUUAUGAGGCCAAAAUAUAUUAUAUUAUUUAGAUUUCUUUGAACAGGAAAGCCUCACUGAGGUUAAAAAUCUCUUUUACAAAAGCAUCCUGACAAAGACUAGCAGAGGUAUGUUCCAACAAAGUUACCUGCAACACAUACUAUUUAUGUAUAUAAAAAAGCAAGUCAACAUAUCCUUGGUCACAUAACAGAAAUCAUCAUUUAGAGCAUUAUCCUCCUGAACCUUCAAUCUAUUGUGAAAAUUAUUUAGUAGAGACCAGCUCCCCUAUCCAAAUACUUGUGCAGUCGAUUUCAAUCUUCAGGAGCAGUGUACCUAAAACUCUUUUUACUUAUUUCAAGAGUAUGGAGACAGACAGCAAUAGUGAAUCUUGUGACUCCCUUAACUCAUUUUUCACAGAGCUAAGACUGUAGCUUUUUUAUAUUAUUAACAAUACACAAAUACAAAGGGGCGCAAGAUAAGAAUCGCCUCAUAAAUUAAGACAUGCUAGUGAUUUGGUCUACGUGUAGACAAAGCAGACCAGCCAACUUCAGCAUUCAGAGAGCAGUGAGGAGCCGGGAUCUUAAGAUUAUAUUCAUGUGCAUUUAAAAAAUCAUACGUAAUAAGAAAGUUGCUUUUUAUUAUUUAAACACAACUCAAAUAUUGGUGACGGAUGAAAUUCAAUAUUUAAAGCCUUUUUGUUUUGAUUUUGUCUCAAAUCAGAAAUCUAGUAUCCCAUAUUACUGGGAUAUUUCCUAAGAUCAGUGAAGGGAUUUAACAUACAAAAAUGUCCAACCUCUGAAAAAUAUCCUUAUUUAUAUUCUUGAUACUUUGUUGGAGCUCCUAGACUACUGGGCUGUCUGCACGCAGGCUGUGUUGACUUUUGACCUGAUAAAACAUGGUCCCAUGUCCCUAUUUUUUUUAAAUUAAAGUCUUCUAAAUACUAAAUUUAAGAAAGGAUUAUCAAAUGAAAUGAUUUCAGUCCAUUAAUGCAGUGGAUUCAGCAUCAAAUAGUGUUAAACAUCAUUUAAGGCUCUAAAAUAUUCUUGCUGAUGUUGCAUACUGUACUUCUGUGAGCAGGUAAGGAGUGGGAAUGGAUGAAACAAGAAUGAGCAAGUGUGUACUAUUUUUAUCUGCUUGUGUGGACAGGGUGUGUAGGACUGUUCAGACUCUGCGCUGCAGUGUUUGUACUUUUCUCUGCAGAGGAGCUAGCUUAGCUCCAGUGCUAGUCUGAUCUCUCCUUUGAAUGGGAACUGGCAACAGUCUUGGAGGAGGCUGCGAGGCGGUGGCUGCAUGGGCGGACGCUGACGCAGCUCAUUCAGACUGCUGCUGGGAGUGUCCUCUUUGCUUUCGGCAUGCGGAGCACCGGCCAUCUGCAAACACAUGCACACAGAGAACAGAACUUGAUUUCUCCACGCACUGCCAUCUGAUGAGUUGAGGGAUAUUGCUGAGUCCCUGCAUAUCAUCUUCUUCACUAUGCCAGCUGGCCAGCUGCUGCUCCUCCUCACCCCACCCCCUCACUAAACUCUGCAUUGAUCUUAAAGCUGAUCCUCCCUGAUGAAGAAAACACUCCAAUCCCAUUCAGCUUUCAGUGAACAAACCCAGGCUGGUGUUCUUGCUUGUUGAGGUAGAGGAGCUACAUGCUAACAGUGUGUGCAGCUGACUAUAUAAGUGUUUGAGUUAGCUUCCUGCAGCAGGAGAUCUCUGCAUUAGCGCAGCACACACUCUCUCUCCCCUCCCCCUUUCUCUCUCUCUUUCUCUCCUGCCCCUCCUCUCCAUGUGCAGACAAGGCAGCAUGCUGUAUAUGUGUGUGUGUGUGUGCAUGCGCAGGGUGGAUGGGGAUGCUGUAUGCUGGAGCCGAGAGCUGCAAGGUGACUGAGGGAAUGGAGAGGGAUACAGAGCUCUGACGGCAAUGACGAUGCAGUACCCUGUUCCCAGGCACCUUCUCCUCUUCACAUCCUUCCAUCUCUCUCUCUUCCCUCUCCCUCCUUCUCUUUCUCUUUCUAGACUGAGUUGGACCGCCUGCCCUGCUUGCAGCGCCUCUUUCUCGGCUGCAACAACAUCACCAGGUAAGCGCUCAUACGGCUUAACUCCCUCCUCCCCACAGGGCAGGGACAUGGAUAGUGGCAGGACACUACCAUGUCCACUCCCUUGGCUCUCGGCAGGGGUCUGGCCAACUAGCUGCAGGCGGAAUACUUCCAAACAAGCAAGCCACAGACACAGACACAUACACAUACCGGUGGGCUGUGAUGGUUGAUUCCUGUAACCUAGAAAAGAGCAACCUGGAUGUGUCCUUUAUUGAAGUAAUUAGCAUGCUGUUACCUAAGAGAUGGGUGUGCCGAUCCAUUAAAGUUAUCCACACAAAAGACAAGCAGGCUAAAUGAAAGCUCAAUUUUAUGACACAUUAUUUGUAGGAUGAAUAACUUGGGAGCAGCAUAGCUUGGUGAUAGUGUGUAGGAUGAAUGAGAGGUUUGUUUUAUUGCUUAGUGCAGAUAUUAGCCUUCUUUUGCACUUUUUUAAAAUAUCUGUAGUCUGCUUUUUUCUUUACUUCUCCUCCUCUGAGUCAGUAAUUGAGAUUCCAUCGAGUUAGCUACUUUAGGCUGCACACUGAAUAAGAGUCCUUUACAAUUGCUUUGUGUGCGCCUGGAGGAGGGGCCUGUGUGUGGGAUACAGGGUGGUCCAGUGUUCAUUAGCCUGCUUUACAGUCACCUUGUGAUGUGAUAGAUCUGACCUGACAUCUCAAGUCAGCUCUGUUGUUCUAGUGUCUCUGUGAUUCUGUGUCCUACACAUUGAUGCACAAAGAAUCAUGACAAAGGAAAAGCCAAGAAAUAAUCAGUUUGUACUCUGAAACUCUCCAUGACACUGUGUGAGACACUUUAUCCCAGGUGUGUUCUUGUUAUUUAACUAAUUUUAAUCACAUAUAGGCUGCCUUUUUUCCUUCUCAAAUGAUUUUUUUUCCUUUUAAAGCUGUUUGUUAAAGACAUUUUGAAUACUAACUACUCUUGUGAGUAUACCGGUGUUUCAAUCUGGCGUGUGAAACUGUUUAAUGCUGAUAGGAGAGCAGUUGUGCUCUGUUGCUAGGUAGAGGAACAGGACACACUCGCCUUAAUGGUGCAGUUAGGUGCUCGAGUAGAAGGAUGUGGGAGAAAAAGAAAACCUUAAUAAUGCCUUAAAGGGUUAUUUAACUCUUUGCAAAAUCACAUCUUUGCAGUGAUCUUCCAGGCUAAUGAAACUAAAGCAAGGCAGAACAAAUUUUAAGUCAUUUAAAAAAGUGUAGUUCUAAAAAAAAAGGGACAAAUUUUAACAGUUUCGCAGUGUUUGAACAUUUUCUUUGCAUUUACUUCUGAUUGGACCUUGGACAGCUCCCAGGGACAUAUGCAUGUAGAGUUUUCAUUACUACAUCCCAGUCAUUUCAUUAUAGUAACAAUACCCAUGAGGGCUUAUUAAAGGAUUGUAAAUGCAACGAUCAUGCAAAAUUUAUGAGAUGCAGUCCAGCACUAUUGAUAAUCUUUCAGUUUCCCUGUUAUGAUCAUUUUGAAAAACAGCCUCUUUUAUCUUUGACAGAUUCUUCCACACUUGUCUCUUUUACAAGUAAUUACAUAUAUUAGCACAGCAUUUUGUACAUGGACAAGGGCUGACAUCAUGAAUAUGUCCUCACCACAUGUUAACUCCAAGUAAACCAGGAGAAAAUGUUACUGCGAUAAGUUCAUAAUUCUUAAAUGAGUGAUAUUUCUGAAGUUGAACACAUUGUAAGUUGUGGAUUUUUUGUAUGCACCACCAGUGCUUACUUAAAUUCUACACCAGAGGUUUAUUUUGUGACCUUAAUUUUCAUCCAAAAUAAACCUUCUGGCAGAGAUCACACACAGGGCUGUGUAGGAGGUUGAUAAGCAGCUCCCAGCAAAUGAUUCAUCAGGGUUAUUAUGACAAAUUAUUAAUGAUAGACCCCACUGCCUUACAUAACGUGAAUGUGCUUUUUUAUGUCUGCCUUUGUCACAGAGUAGCCAAUUUUCUCAUCACUACCCCUGAGUCAUGUCCUGCUACCAGUUUUCCUGUAAAUUUACCAUGUUGUCUUCUGAGUAUCUUGUUAAAGCAUAACACUUUCAUGUUUGAUUGCCCCUGCAGAUGUGUUGGGUCACACUGCCUUUAUCACUGUAAAACAUUCAUUGUACCUUUUUUUUUAAUAGCAGAAAAAGUAGUGUCUAUCUGUAACGGUUGAUUUAACUGAGAUUGUUCCUCCAUGUGUCUGUCUAGAUUUGAUCAGCUAGCCUGCCUCGGAGAGUCACGCACCCUGUCUGAGCUCACCCUGGAUGGGAAUCCUGUAGCCCUGGAGACAUGGUACAAGCAGGCCGUCCUGCGCUGUGUGCUUCAUCUGAGACAGCUGGACAUGAAGCGCAUCACAGUAAGACCAAACUGUUUAUCUGUUCCUUCGGAUUCACAAGAGGAAACUGGCCACUGGCCAAUCCCUGCACAUAACAACUAGUCUUAGGAGUUUAUUUUAAUUUUAACUUUGUUUAAUAUUCCCUUAGAAUAUUAUUUUCCGGGAAAAGGACAGAAUUUUGUGCUACCACAGGGAACAUCAUACAGCAAGUUUUAUCAUUUCAUCUAGCAUGUUGAACGGCAAAGAGAAAUAUUCAUACGAAGUUUAAACAAACUCACAAAUCCAGACUGUGUUUGAGACAGUGAAUUCCUGUGUUGCCCAUACUGUAUGUGUGACUUGACAUAAACGGGAUUAUCUCACAGAUCAAUACAAACAUACAGUAUGAUGACCUUACACAUGCUGCUGUCUUCCAUUGACUGUCAACGGGGCAGCUCCAAGCCUCUGCUGUUGCCUGAUGCUAUAUGCUCUGGCCUUUGUCCUCUGGCAUUUGAGCAGCAUUUAUCUGUCACGGUUGUGUAUUAGAUCCAACAAUGCAGCAGUGAUUACACUUUGAGCAGAGAACUUAUAAUUGUCAUCUUGUUAAUUCAGACUAUCAAAACAACGAUUAUUCUCUAGCAUAAACAUGAAGUCAUAUGUUAAUAUAGCAUGUCAGCAAAGUGCUGCAGUGGAAUAUCAGCAUGCUUUAAGAGGCUGUCAUGCAAGGAGCACCCAGGUCUGAGCUUGUACUUUCAAGGAAUCUGUAAGUACCACACACCUUGCCCUCAGAACAUACUUCUGAUACUUAAAAAAGGACCUUCUAACUCCAGUAUAACCUAUUUUCAUGUUUUUACUUGAAUUUUAGAGUAUAUGUGCUCCUUAACAGGUUUGGCGAGUUUCAUGAUCUAGCACCAUCAGUAGAUGUCAUGUUUGAAGACAGGGCUAAUGUUUUAUUAUCAGACAGUUUACUUUAUGCUGUGUAAAGUUUUGAUUGGAGUGCAGCAGAGUCAGUCUGGGGCUAAACUUUCCAUUUAUUCAAACAGUGUCAUGAUUUUGCUUUGGGCAGACUUCAAAGUAGUCGCUGAAGGUGUAGAUUUUCCCUCUUAGUGAUCUGGAGAACUUGGUCUCAGUGCUCUAUGCUGUCAGUAGAAUGGAGAUCAGAUUAUGUGAGAUAACAUCUAUGCUUGGCAGACUGUCCAUUGGCAGAUUGUCCAUUAUCUAUGAAUGAGAUGAGAGUUAAUACUGCAAAUGAGGAGAUAGAGAGCUACUGUUUAACUGUUCCAGAGGAGUUUGGAUUCAGGGCUAAAAAAUGUGAUUUCAGACACAUAGCCACAAACAACAGACAGGAGAUGUCUCUUCCUAAGAAUAAGAAUAAAUUUAUUUUAGAGCUGUUAUGAGUAGAUUAAUAGUGACUGACUUUAACAUUGAAUAUGACUAUGAACUAGGGCUGGGUGAUAAACCGAAAAUAAGAAUAAGAAGGAUUUAAUUAAUCCCUGAAGGGAAAUUCAAUUGUCUGUCAAAAAAUUUACCGUUACCGAAAUUUACAACAAUAACCAACGUCAUUUUGCCCAUGUCAAUCUAUUCGGUGUCAAAAAAAUAAAUAAAAAAAAGCUGGUGUGUGUAGGUAGGCUAUGGUCUCAUGUCCCUUUAAGACGCUGUCUUACGUCAGAGACGUGACUCCACCCCAUCCAGUCCGUAGCAAAGAGGGAAAGACAGGUGAGGAGAUGGAAGACGGUUCCAAAGUUGUAGCGGCUGGAACGACGGCUGAAGUAGAUGAAGUUAAUGUGGAGAGAGAGAGCAGUAGUUAUCGUCCAUUUAUCGUUAUCAAGGUGAACUGCUCAAUAUAUCAUGAUAUUGAUUUGAGGCCAUAUCACCCAGCUCUACUGUGAACACAAUUGUUAUGUAUAGCAUGCUCAAAUAAUAAAAAAAGAGCCUUAACUGACAAGUGUUUGUUUGUGGAAUCAUCUUAAAAUUUUAUCCACAAACCUUAACACAUUAAAGUAUUUGAAAUUUGUUAUUUAACUGUAAAAUUGUUUUUGAUCGAAACCACAAGAAGCAAAUAAUCAGACUUAUGGAUUGUGUGCAGGCUUAAAUAAAGCCUUUAUUAAUUCAGAGGGAAAGCAGCCUUUGUAUUCAAUAUUGUAUUGACCCAUUCCACCCUACAGCCCACACAUUUAGGUGAUUUGUCCCAUUUAAAGUUGUCCCUCUCUCAGAAUUAGUCCAUAGAUUUGACAUACAGACCUUGCAUCUAAAUGUGUGUCCACUUGCUGACAUCAGUGCCUUAACUCUCGUGAGGCGUUUUGCUUCUAUUGAUCAGACUGAAACAACGACGCUAGCCCAUCACAGACAGCUAAAGAUCCCCAGCUCUCAGCUGCCACACUCAGAUUGUGUUGGCAGCAUUGCAUUCUGGGAGUUUUGCCUUUCCCCAACAGCUGGGCACUGUUGAUCCGAGACUGAAAAUCAGACAGAUAAUCCUGUGAUGCAGCCGGCUGGUGUGAGAAUCUCUCCCAUCCUCCACAGUGGUCCACUUCUGGUGUAGAGGACAGUCUCCCUGGCGGCAUCUUUUGUGGUUCCCCCUCUCUCUUGAAUAAUUUAAAACUCAUGAAUGGAGCGACAGUCUGAUUGCACAAGCGCUGUCUUUCAGGACGAGGAUCGGCGCAUGGCUGGUGUACAGGCUCGAAAAGAGGAGGAGAAGAAGAAGGAGAGUCACAAGCAGACAAUUCAUAAGGUACCACUCAGUUUGAUUUGUUUCUUUUGUCUCUGUCUGCGUAGAUUUAGGUUUUACAAGAGCAAAUACACGUGACGGCCUGCGUCUCCAAGAGUAGAUUGACUACUGUCCCGUGAACUCACAAGUGCCCCUCUUCAGGUUUUGUAUUGUCAGUUAUUCCUGGUGAUAGGGAGAAAAUGAAGCCGAAAUGCACUAAAAGUGGGGAGUGUUUUAAUAGCUGAGUUCUCCUCUACAUGUCAUACAUUAAAUGUGAUGCAUUUUAUUGCUCAGACCUUAUAACAGGCCAUUGUAGAUGUGCUAUCCAUACCUCAUAUUGAGCAUUAAGUAUAUAUUUUUUUAACAUUUAUUUUAUUCUGUACACUUAUUUUGUAUAUCUGUCUAUGAGUGUGUUUUGUGAUGGUUAGAGCAGAAAGAGAUUUAACAGCUGUCAACGAACACAAAAGCAUAAGAAAACACUAUUGAUCUCUUGGUACACGGUUUGAAGGGGGUAAUGUUAUUCAGAGUAGGGUUGCUUUUCAGAUGACACAAUUUCUGUGAUUGGUUUGAGUUUUUUUUUAAUCCUGCACUUGCCCCUUUUUUCCCCCAGUUUCUGUGUUUUACAGUAUUUAGUUAUGUGCUCUCGCUGCAGUGGUUACUCCUGUUGAGAGACGGUCUCUGUGCAGCACUCAUUGUCUCUCAGUAACCUGACUCUUUCCAAUCCCUGGAGUUGUACACUGAAUGCUGCAGCCAAGAGUUUGUAAGAGAGAGGAAGGAAUCAGUAUGAAUUGAUACUGACUCAGCCCUGCAUCGGGGAGUGGCACAUUCCAUUACCAAGCUUAUCGAAACUACAGCUCGGCCAGGACAGAAGAAGUAAAGGAGAGCAGUGCAGCAGAAAUCUGCUUUAUUGCCAGGGAGGGAUGCCACUUUUUUUUUCACUGCCAUAAAAGUAGACUGCAGUCAAAUCCAAAUGCUGCAGGAAGAACAGCAAAUACCUCUGACCAAUGCAUGCAUAUGCGGUUUCAGUUCUAACCUUAGUGAUAUCUGCCUGCAGCAAGUAAGCAGCUUUUAUACUUUCAUUUGUCUGUGUACAUGUCGUCUGUCUGCUACUCAGAGGAAGUGUCAUUUGAAACCUCAUCUGUCCUCUGUGUAUGUGUGCGUGUGUCUGUGUGUGUUGCGAUCAUCAAGGAGAAGCGGCGUCUGGCCAUCCGUAAUGCAGCACAGCAGUGGGAGGGGGUCAGGGCCUGCCUGGAACUGCCACCAACUAACGGUGCUAAGGAAGAAGUCAGUCCAGAGAACAGCCCUGCCCACUGCCCCGCCCAGACCAACGGUCUCACACAGGAGCCAUCUCCUGAAGAACCCAGGUACACAACAUGUCAGAGGGAAACUGGGUCACUGAGGUCACUUGUCGAUGCUAAAGAAGGUCAUUGGCUGGAAGCAUAACCAGUGUCAAGAUGGACAUAUGUUUCUGAUCACCACCAUUUAGUUCUACUAAAUUUACAGACCUUGGGUCAUUUAGAGACUGAAUUUAAUUCAGUGUAAUCAGGCAUGGUCUAUAGGUUGUGAGCUGCAUUUCAUGUUUGUCCAGCUGGUACCUCAACAAUCAUUUGUUGGAUUGUACUGACUUGUAGACAUUCAAGUCCCUAAAUGAAGAAUCCUCCUGAUCUUAGAGAUUCCCUGAUUUUUCCAGAACUGGUAUUAGUAGAGGCAGUUGGAGAUUUUUCAAGUGAAAUGUCUCAGAAGUGGUUAGAUUGCUUUUCCAUUUGGCACGGAUAAAUCUGCUCCCCCGGGAUAUCAUGUAAUUACUUUGAUGGUCAUAAGUACUUCAUACUUUGUGUUUAACAGCCAGUUCUCACACGCUAAUAUAGUGAAGUAAAGUUCAGAACAUGGGAAACAUUUUCCAUUUUUAAUACCAGUACUUAGACGUUUAUAUUUGUCUUCAAACUUUCAGUUCAUACAGUAUACACUGUGUUUAAAGUGAUUUAACAUGGCAGAGGAGUUUGCUGUCUUCAAGCUGUGAAGCAGCCGGUUUAACCACAGUUUUCUGGCACAUGCACGGUUUUCCUUGUUCCAACAUGGAUAAUAAUAAGGCACUCUUUUAAUUUGGAGUUGAUUUGGCUGUAAAUGUGAAGAGUUUUAAUGGUAACCUGAAAACAAUGAUAAAUGCAUCAUAUAACGAGGUCAGAUUGGUAGAGGUAGUAAUAGGUGUAUAGCAAUUAAAAGUUUGCCCUUCUGAACAUUUAAGACAAAAUCAAUUCUCAGCUAUAGAGCAGUGCUAAAUAUGUAGAAGAGGGCGAUUUUUUUUACCUCAGCUGUUCAGUGAUCAUGACCUAGUGUGAAGGCUGUUAAAUUGGACACCAAAAUAGCCGGUAAAAGAUUUAUCAACAUAACAGAAGAGGGGAGAUCAUUUUAACUGUCAUUACCUUUGAUUUUCAUAGACAGCUAUAAUCAAGAGAAGAUGUAUGUACCUCAAAUUUACAUGAAAAAAGGAAGGAGAGAGACAAAGGAGAGACAUUUAUUAGGGUGAGUUAAGUGUAUGUACUGUUUUUGAAGAGCUGUGUGGUGUAUGAUGUAAUUAUCUCAAAUCUUGCAAUGUGUGGUUGUAAUUGGAGAGCAAAUUGUCAAUCAAAAUUUCCCCCUGUAAUUAGGAUUCAUUGAAUUCAAAAAAUUGUUAAAUUUAAGAUAAAAGGAACUGAAUUUACUCCAGAGGGGCAGUGCAGCUUUGCAGCCUACCAAUAAAACUUGAACAGAAGAACACAGUCAACAGCAGCAUCCAGACAUGUCAGUAACAAUCUGUUGUCAGGAGCUGUGUCAUAGAAGAAUGAAACAGAAAGUCCAGAGUCUACAUUUCUAAAUAGAUAAAUACAGCACCUUUAAAUGCAGCCUACAGACAGGCUUAUAAUCAGUAGCUGCUGUCAGCAUUUACAAAAAAAAACAAAACAGAAAAUUGUACAUUUAUAUUUCAAGAAACAGAAGAGACUAAAAUAUCAACAUAAGUGAGACUAGGAAAAUGUGGUCUUCAUGAUUUAUGAUUCCUUUGGCUUUUUGGACCCCUGUUUUUUCUAGAGGGAGUUCAAGUCUUUCAGCUUGACUCUGACGAUCUUAGACUAGACAUUAACAAUGCAAUAAAGACUGUUCAUGUCCUCUACAGACAACCCAUUAAACUCAGACAACCUAUUAAACUCCUCUAAUCUGGAUCUCCUUUUUAAUGUUUGCCUCUCUCAUCUGAGAGGAUCUUGGGAAGGUUACUUUGUUAUCUUGCUGAGCAUUUUAUUUCUUUUUUAUUUCCUUUUUUUAUCAGACGGGUGAGCCCAGGUUCAGGACCCGAGCGACCAUCAGGGGGGACUGAGAUCAGACUCCGCACCAACAGCCGUCCAAACAGCCCCCGAGAUCCAAAGUAAGAGAAAAACGCAUGUUUGUUUACACUCUCUCUGUUUCGUACAUCCACAUAAAGAUACAGAAAAAGCUACUCCUCUGUUGGACUCAGUGAUGAUGUUAAGACUGACUGACUAAACAAUCUGUUAACAAGGAUGGCAAAAACAUACCUCUUCUGGCAUUAGCGAGGCAGUUGUUUCUGUCCUUUUUUUCUUUUGGAUUUUUGUUGCCAAGGUUUAAAAACCUGCCAUGGUGACAUCUCUGUAGUAUGAAAGGAAUUUCGCUGCAGGCAGUGUUAUAUGAAUAAGCAUUGAUAAAAGAGGUUUAAAAACACAGACACUCAGAGGUGCAUGUGCAGAGUGAGAAUGUUGCACUGUGUUGGCAACAGGGCUUUAUCCAGAAAGAGUUUUGUAUGAAUGGAACCAAGGCCUUUUAUUUCAAGCUGGCUGGCUAGCGUUGCUGCUAUCACGUCAUCUGUAUUUCUGAAGACUUUUGUUGACACAUUGUAGAUGUGCUUUUUAUAAACAGUACUAAUCGGUUUAGUUUAUUCACCCCUCUUACAGAAAAAUAUUGGAUUUAUCAGUCAGCACAUGCAAGCUUUUAUUUUCAGUACUUUAUUCAGGGUUCCCUCACAAGUAUGGAAAAUAUGGAAGUAAUUUGAUCAAUUUCCAGGUAUUAAAAAGUAUGGUAAAUGAAAAAUAAAGUAUGGAAAAAUAUUAAGGUUUCCAGACUAUUACCACAGUAAAAAAAUACAGUUUUGUAGAAUAGAAAAGAAGGUAUUUCCAAAAGUAAUUAUAAAAAGUAGGGUAUGGAAAAGUAUGGAAAUUCGAACUGUGUAGGAACCCUGUUUAUUUGCUGUUCUUCCAUCGGCUUCCUUUCCUCUGUGUCUCAGAGAUUUCAUGCAAAGUUGCAGUUACUGGUGAAGGAAAAACAAACAGCUUAAUGACAUUUACAUCAUAUUACACAGGGUCAUACUCUCUGCACGCAGAUAAAUAUACAGACCACUGGAUACAAAAAAACUAACCCUGUCAUUUCUGAAAGAGGGUCACUGAGUGCUUUUCAUGAGCCAUUACCUUUAAUACUGCAAUCUACAGAAACUCAUAGUAACAGCUCACAGAAAAGACUGUGCACACAGACAAGUUAACCCGUAAACAGAUUUAGUCUCUGCAACAGCUGGUGCAUCUAAACUGUCUUGAAAUAUUCUUUAAGAACAAAGUCACCCCCCAGCUUACUCCACGGCUGCCUGGGGAAGCUUCUUGUGCGCUCUCUAGUUAUUUCACUGCAUGCACAAGUUGUCUGAGGACUGUUUUCUUCUUCCUCUGUUGAAAGUGCUCUAAAUCAACAGUCUGUGCUCGGUCUAACGUGAGCACAAGGCUCUGAUAUACUCUCUUACACAGGUUGUAUCUAGGUCUUGCAUGAGUUAUGAGGGGGGAGGCUGAGAUGAAAGUGGAGUCUGUGUCAAGGACUAUGAUUACAUGUUUCAGAAGAUGACUUCUUCCUGCUCCAGGAUAUGAAAAUGGCCCUAGAGCACAUCCCUCAAUGGCAAUGGCUUUAUUUUACAGGCUCUAUUAUAACUGCAGCCGUGUUGCUUAACAGGUUAUCCUGAUUAACAGAACUCACGCAAUUCAUGCUCCUUCAUUCUUGGGAGUUUGGGGUUGUAUUACUUUUGCUUGUGUAAUCUUAUAUUACAGAAUGUUAUGGAUCUUUACAACCCUGGCGACACCAUCCACUUGAAAAUUUAACUUGAAUAACAGGCAGGAUCUGUUACUGUAAGGUCAAAAGUUCAAAUCCUCAAAAACAACUGGGUGAAUGUUCAGUUGGUGGGAAAAUCAAACAGUGUUUUGUUCAACAGUGUGUGGGUUUAUUGAAGAGUUAAAAUGCAGCCCACGUAGUGAAGCUCAAAUGACCCCAGAUAGUUGCUGAAGUACUACACACUGCACAAAAUUACAUCAUCCCCCUCAUUGUAGUGCGUGAAGGGGGUGAUCGUGGGCAAACUUGACUCUAUUUUCUGACUCCCGUGACUCAGCACUCUUUCCUCCCCUUCGCUUGACACCAGACAUCAGGGUCUCAGGGUUGUGAUUUCCAAAAUAACACUAACAGAAGGAGAUUUUCUCUGUUGCACCAUUACAGCUUAUUCAAAAUCCUGUCACUCAAAAUCUCAACAGAUUGUCAGUUUUCAUUGAGAUCAGGGUCUGGACCCAACACAUCCGAGGAUGCGUAUAAUGAGAUAUGGAGUAAAGAUGAACAUGAAGUCAUCUCUGGAUGGCAUUAGCAGCCGGCUAUUCCGUCAAAUAAGAAUAACGUUGAAAGGAUUUAAACAGCACACUUAACAUGAUUGAGCUGAAGUUUUACAACAAGAAGUUAUGGGACAAUAGCUGGUUUCACUGCCAAAGUGUUACUGUGAUGAAGGCCCAACUUUACUCCUCUGUGAGCACUUCAGGAUUUAUUUGACUUCAUCAUCCCUGGAAGAGGGGAGUAGAGAAGUAAAGAAGUUAGUGCUCAGAAAUCUAAUACUGGAAUAUGUCACUGAGUUUGGAGUUAGGCGAUAAACCGAACAUUUACAGAUACCGAAAUUUACGACAAUAACUGACAUCAUUUAGCCCAUGUCAGUAUAUUUGGUGUCAAAAAAUAAAUAAAUAAAUAAAAGUUGAUUUUGGAUGUGUGUAGGUAGGCUAUGGUCGGAGACGUGACUCCACCCCAUCCAGUCCGUAACUAAGAGGGAAAGACAGGUGAGGAGAUGGAGGAUGGUUCAAAAGUUGUAGCGGCUGGAGUGGCAGCUAAUGUGGACAAAGUUAAUGUGGGAGGGGGUGAGCAGCUUGUGGAGUAGUUAUCGUCCAUUUAUUGUUAUCGAGGUGAAGUGCUUAAUACAGGGCUUGAAGACCUCCGGUACGGUGCCAGAAAUCUGGCUCGGGAUUUUUUUUUUCUAGACCUUAGUUAGUUAGAUCUGGAUUUGACCGGUAGAGGACAGCAUUGUGCUGGAAAGCAUACAUCCUGCCUGGAGAAGAAGAUGAAGAAGAAGAAGCGGAAGAAGAAAAAGGCACAUCAGCAAACAGCAAAUUUGAAAUUGGUAAAGUUGGAAAGAUAUUUACAGAUUUGGACUUCCGGGAUCAAUAACGCGAAGAUGAAAUGUUGUCUGAACACAAAUGAUGCCUCAUGUUCUAAUAGCACAGACUACUAGCUACAAGAAUCAAAAACCGAUUUGUUUUACAAAAACAUGCCUUUCUUUGAGCUGGAUGAAUAAUACUGAUCUCUUUGCGCAGCCAGCAGCCGGGGGAGUGCGCAGGGAUUGUCUGCAAAUUACAAUACAAGAGCAUGACGCUGCAACAGAAAUCAACAAUAAAAAAAAAAAAUCAACAUUAUACAGUAGAGACCCCAAAAUCACCACACACACCAAAUGACUCUACAUACUACAAUAUUAAUCAGUAGCUCCACUGUUAUAUAGUGUCCCCCCCCCCCCCCAAUAUAUAAUAUAUAUGUCUACAUAUUGUGACAUUGAUUCGAGGCCAUAUUGCCCAGCCCUAGUUUGGAGUUGGAGGGUUUUUGAAUGGUGCUGGGAUGCUGAACACGUGUCUCUCCAGGCAAACAAACCAAUGAUUCAUCUUUACAUUGUCUCAGAAGAAGUUCAGCAGGCUCCUCAAAUAGAUCCUGAAACAUUAUCUGCUGAUGAUCCGUCUUUUGCACUCAGCACCUAACAAACCUAACAUCCGCAACAUUAAGAGCCACUUGAAGCAGAUGUUUUCACUUUUCAACAGAGUGACAUGAUAUGUCGCUCUCAUGAUAUGACAGCUCAGAGAAAAAUGCUUCAUACGUGCCACCACGCAGGAUUAGGGCAACUGGAGGAGUGUGCGUGUUUGAGUGUUAUGAGCCAUGUCUUCUGAGGGAUUAAGUAGUGGAGAGAUGACAGAUGUCCUUUUAAAAACUCCUGCUGGAUUAAGUGAGAUAUCUCUAAUUGAAUUAGAUUCAGACUCUAAUAAGUGAGAGCAGGAUCCAUGUAACUGUGAAAGAUUUUGUCCUCACUGCCUUUCUCCCUUUUUCUCUCAGUGUUAGUCGCUGGGUUCAUGUCAGAGGGGAUUCAGGGCCACCUGGCUGCCUUUCAGCUGUGAUUACAAAGAGAACAAUAUGUUGCACCGUGUAGAGUGUGUUUCUGGCUCACAUCCAGGACCACAGGAGCACUCUAAUUCUUUACAUUACUUAUCUACACGUUACGCUGUAUCUCUUUCACCAGCUCCUCCAGGUUUGCUGCCUUUGGCACUCUAACAUCUUCAAGGCGUGGCAUUUCCCGACAAUUAAACUACAUUUCAACAUUUCAAGCUGAGAAAGUCCCAUGUUUCUUUCAGCUUUCUCUUGCAACAGGACACAGCUGGACUCAGCAGGUUAAAAGUUAUUCACUACCAGGUCUGUAAGAGCAUUACAAGUAUUAUUAGUUGAUACACUUACUGGUUUCUGAGUUAAUGAAAAACUAAGUCAUUUUAAAGUUUAAUGUUUGUAUAUCUUCUGUUUGUAGCUUCAUUUGUGGGGAGAAUCCACUAUUUUGUGUCAAAUCUAGCCCUUCUAUGCAUAGUGUCCACUAAAGUGGGAUGAAAUUUAAAAGCUCUUAAAACAAUUUAGGUGACAGUACCAUAUCACAACUACCAGCUAGUAAACCCUCUAACAUUUGUGUACAAAGCCUUGAGAUUAUUUUCCUAAUAUGCUUUUGUGAAUUUGAGACACUAUAUCAGGAAUUAAAAUUAAAGGAGGAGAUGCAUCAAAUACGUAGAAACCAGUGUAAAAUCAUUUUAUUCUUAGUCACUCAAACAUAAAGAGGAAUAUUUUUAGAAUCACAGUUGUCUUGUCCAUUUUUUUCUGUGACAUAAAAUACAUCUGUUUACUCCAGUGGGUGUUAAACAGUAAAAGGUACAGUCUAUUCCUCCAACAGGGCUAAUAUUCAUACUCUGCCGUAUAAUGUAUGUUAAGUUUAAAUGCAGAUAUGAUUGAAAAAGAGCUGUAAAACAACAGUUUUGGAUACCAAUCAAAUUUGGCCCUUUAUAUCAUGCUCACCCCCUGCAUUAAAUUGUACUUGGUCAAAUUAGACUUCUUUGAAGACAGGGAUUUAUUUUUUAAUUCUUUUCAGUGUGUAGUGGAAUAACAUUGCACAUUAAGUCAGAUGCAAGUAUAAUUAACAGGAAUAACAGACGGAGGUUGUGUUUUUGUGUUUCAUGUUAGUACUAUUUGUGUAUCCAUAUCAUUUGCUGAUAAAAAAUAUUUUGAAAGUGUUUUUGUGGGUUAAUGUUUAGUGUCAUAAAUUCUUAUUGGCAUGAUAAUUCACAUUUAAAAAAUAUCAGUAAAUAAUUGCCUUGUGGGUCAAUAAUUUGUCUAUGAAAAGGCUGGAAAUAUGUGGAAUUACAACAAGAAAACCAAGAAUUAAUUGACCCUUUGUUUUCUUUGCUUUGAGGGCUUUUCAGUCAAAGUUGGAAGUUGGCAACAGGAAAAAAAAUGAUAGGGAUGCUCACUCUGCAGUUAAAACCCUUAACAACCUCACACCACCAUCCCUUGACAUUUGAUUGAGACUGUUACCCUGGGUACAAGGAGGAUGUGUUUGGGUAUCAUGUGAGAGUAAUGUGUCUGGAUACAAGGAUGAUGAUUGAGUGGGAUAAUCCCUGUCAGUCAUUGGUUUAUUGGUGUUUAUCAGACUGUAUAACACGAUUAAUCUGGCUGUUGUGCUUUAUUGGCACAUGUAAUUUUUAGCCUUCUUUCAAAUUAAGCUGCGUUCCUCCCAAAGGAUGUGGAAAAUUAACUGAAGAGAUUAAAAUGGACUGAACUCUAAGCCAGGCUGUGGUUUGAGUCAUGUUGUAAAUUAAUGUAUACUUAAGUUCAUACAAACAAUCAGACCACACACAUGCAGUAUGGUUUAGACUGGUCCUGCACUUUGCCAUUCCCUGAAGCACCAGACCAUUCACCUGUCUUUUACACAUAAAUAACUAAGUUAAAGUCACCUGAGGCCAAAGCAGCACCCACUAAAUACCAGAUGUCAAAUAUACUGUGGGCAGGUGGAACAUUAUGAUGUGAUUAUUGUGAUGUUGACCACAUAUCAACAAUUCUCACUAUCUUCUUGUUUCAUAAAGAUACAGAAAAUCAGCUCUUUGUUUCUAAGUUGUUGGGAUUUUUUCAUUCAUUUUCUCUGAUUUCUGUAGAAAAAAAAAAUUUGAUGAUGAUAAAAAAGGUCUCCCCUUGCACUCUGCUUUUAUAUGGCACAUUCAUUUUAAAGAGCUUCCAGAUGGCCUUGCUGAACAGUCAAAUCUUAUAUGCUCUUUGUAUCAAACAGAAUUGAGAUGCCAUUAAAAUACUUUGAUUUGAUUUUCCACAUGUUGGCUAAGUAUGCAGGUGCAGCUAAUCAAUUUACAUCAGCAGGCAAUUGCAUCACACCUGCAAAGCAGUACUCUGGUGUGUGCAAUUUUCCACAGACCUCUUCACACUAUUAAUACGAACUAAAGAUAGGUUUCUGAGCAGACUGGCAUCCACCUGUGUCUGCCUGUCUGUCUGCUUGUCUGUCUAUGUCUGUCUAUUGUCUGCUUAUAUGGGACCCCCCCGACACACACACACACACACACACACACACACACACACACACACACACACACACACACACACACACACCUACACUCUGGGACACCAAGGUGAUCCCAGGCCAGGUGGGAUAUAUGAUCCCUCCAGUGAGCUCUUGGCCUACCCCAGGGCCUGCUCCCAGUUGGAUGUGCCAGAAACUCCUAUAAAGGGAGGCAUCUUUCUCAAAUGUCCGAAACCACCUUAAAUGACUUUAGACCAUUGUCCCUGAUUUGAAGGUGCUGACUCUUAUCCCAGCUGUGAACUACAUAUGCCUGUUGGAGAUACCAGCCUGAAGAAAGCAACAAAACCACAUCAGCUGCUAAAAGCAGAGGUGGAAUCUUGAGGUUCCCAAAGUAAAAACCAGUCUUCUCCUGGCUGCACCUUACAAUACUGUCCAUGAAGAUUGCAAACAAAAUCAGUGAUAAGGAGAGUGUUGGCUUCUACCAGGCCAACACACACUGAGAAAGUGUCUGACUUUGUGCCAAGUAUGUAAACACAACUCUCGGUUUGAUCACACAAACAGCAACAGCUGCAGGACCCAAUAUUUCAGCUGAACUCCCCACAAGAGUAAUGAUUGUAAACCUUCACCAGGUGUACAGUAUGUAUAGACUGGAUGGGCAAAGAUUAUGAAGUAGGUUUUAUUGCAGUCAUUUGAUUUCUUAAUCAACAAACAGGUAAUAAUUAUUUUACACUUUCAAUAAAGACUAGAAAAUUAAUUUUAAAUAUAGAAUAAUAGAGUUUGAAACGAUUGAAGUGCAAUAAUUGAUGUAAAUGAUAUUCUUUUCCAGCCCUUCUUUUGCUACAUUUGAAGUAAAUCAAACCUCUAUUAUCUGGAAUAACUUACAUUCAUGUAGAGACAAUUAAACAUGUUUCAUACCUUUCAUGUUGUGAGGCAGUUUGUGUUGAUGCUCAGAAAGUAGAUCUCUCUUUCUGUCACAGUUUGCCUCUCUCCCUGUCGUUUUUACCUAUUCUUGAUCCUCCUCUGUCAUUUAGUUUAAUUAUUUACUCAGCUCUAUGAAAUUAUGCCCUUUCCCCUUGACUGCUUAGCAAGGAGAGAAAACUUUUCCUUCUCUUUGGAUCAAAAAAGAGUCAGCUCCUGGGGGAUCAGUCUGACAGUCUACAACAAAGGUGGCCUUUUUCAAAGAAGCUUCAGUUACAGUUUAGAUUCAUUUUGUAUGAACUUCUCUAUUUGCGGUACGUUUAUUGUCAUUUUUUAUCUUCUUUUCUUUUUCUGUCCCUCAACACUCACAUUCUAAAAAUGGGUCUCAACAAGAAUCUGAGUCCUGCAAUCAAAGGAUUAGUCUUCUAACCACUUUGGCUCUCUGUUGCUGCAAGAUUGGGAGGGUGUGAAAUAUGAAUAGGGAUGAUUAGCUUGUUGGCGGGCUGAACCAAAAUUGAUCGGUGUUGAGUAGCGUGCAGCUAAAUCCAUCUCAUGCUCUGCUAUUCUGACAUUACCCUGAAUGUCAGCCCACCUUGAGGGAUGAGGACAUGAGCUCGGACAGGAGGGGAGAUAAUGUCUCCUUGAGAUUCACCUAGAUUCUCCACUCUCACGGCUCUCUUAUCUUGGAAGAGCUCUCCUACUGCAGAGCAAUUAGGCAAGACAAAUGGUACAUUGACUAGACUGCUCAUGUUCUGUACUAAUGUUGCUUUUUCUUCCUUCCAGCAUAAUGCCGUCUUUUUGAGACAAAUUUAAGCAAAGCACUUUCAGCUCAAAGAGAGUUAUCAGGUUUCACAGGGUAACAAAUUCUGUGCAUUCAACAUUCGCUUAUUUACAAAGGCUGUUUUUGUCUGUUUGUGUGUGUGUACUCUGUAGGCUUGUGGAGUCAGGUAGCGGCAGUGUGCAGAGCUUGUCCCUCUCUGAUAGUCACCUGGCAGAGCUGGAUGGAGACACUUUGCGCUUGUUUGGACUUGGAGCCCUGGAAGCCCUGGAGAGAGGCUGGGGGGUCCAGACUGCUGGUGCUGUCACUGUCAUAACCUUCCGCUACAUCAACUUUGACGCCAUUGUACCAACACUGCCGAGAAUAAGGGUCAAGUUCCCCAAUCUAUCGGUGAGGGCAGAAACCUUGUACUAAAAGGAGCCAUGGGUUACUGCUGAUAAAAUUUACCAAAGAAGAGCAAAAAAGGUUUGGUUAGAGUUAAUGCUUAAUGUAAUUCAAACACCAUGACAAUAAAGAACAAGGUGUUUGCUAAUGUAAACCCAAAAUAGUCUGAUAUUAGCAUAAAACUAAGGGAGUUAGAUAUACUUUUAAGAUGGGAUCCUCCUCUUUUUAGUAAAAACUUACCAUUACAAAAAUUUUGAGGAAAAGAGCAAAUUCAAAAACAAUGAAAAGACUUAAUUAGCAGUCACUGGUCAUGGUGAGGAUGAACAGAAGGGACUAAAGUACCCAAUUGAUAAUUUUGCUUUAGCUUCACACAGCUGCCUCAGGUGUGCUUUCUGGUUACCCUGGAAUUCAUUGAUGGUGUUCAAGAAACAAGUAUCAGUGUGAGUUGUGCAUGCUUCUGCCACGCAGAAAAAUUAAAGAUGGAGGAUCAUGUGUUUUUAUAUUUAAAAAAUCAAAUUUAAUGAUGGGUGUCAGUAUUAAAUGUGGAUGAAGAUUCAAACUGUGAGGGAAACUGGUUGGAGUAAUCCAAGGAUUAGACUGCUGGCUUCUUUGAACGACUUGUUCAAAAGUCACACGAGAACUACAUGAGAGUGACACCAGAUAUCCUCAAUUUGUGAUGUCAUCAAUUGGUAAAUCUACUUUUAAGAGCAUAAUAACCAUAGUAAUAUGUUGUUGCAUAUAUCCAUUUCGCACUACUUGUCGUUACAAAUAGAGAAGUUUAACUCAAUGAAGACCACUGUGUUUCAUGGCAACAGUGGAGGAAGCUUCUGGAGAGCUACCCAGUAGCCAGUCAGAAAAAAGUAGGCUCAUGGUGGGAAGAUCUAAGAGAUGCCGAAUGUGUUUAAAAGGAAGGACAUAUAAGUAAAUGUGACAGCGAUAUAACACCAUUAUCCAGUCUUUCAGGUACAAAGUUGCUGUGUAGUUUUACUGCUCUGACACAGAUUUUUUUUCACAGCAUCUGAUCUUCUUGGAAACCAACAUCAACCGUCUGCCCCAGCUGGCGGCCCUGGCUCAGGUGAGGCGACUGGACCAGCUGACCAUCCACCCAGAGGGCAACCCAGUGGUCAGUCUGGCUCUAUGGCGCUCCUUCACCAUCUACCGCCUCCACCAUUUCAACCUGCAGAGGAUCAACGGCCAGGAGGUGAGGACCAGCUCAGUUUUUGAGAAAUGUCCUUAUCAUACGUAAAGAUGGCCUGUCACAUUCACCCUGCAGGAUACCAAAUUACGAAGUCCGCUGUUGCAUCUGAUUAUAAGGCACCCAGCCAUGUUGACAUGAUGUGUGAAAAGAAAUAUUGUUUUUUUAAUUUGACAUUUAAAUUGUUAUUUUUUUAAUCAGACAAUUUCACACAAAAUUAAACACUGCUUUCUGCUGGAGAGUUGAGGGUUGAUGCGGUACUACUUCCAAGUGUAUCUGUUGUAUGCAGGGCUGCUUGAUUCUGCUAAUUGGCUUGGCCACGCACAAAUACUGGAAGCAGGCUGAGACAGCUAGCUCCUGUCUAGCACGUCUAAUGAACACUAGUCAUCAUGCCAUUCCUUUUUUUUGGACCUGUGAAACACUGGAAACCUCUCUUAUUAAACUGCCCAACAGAAAGAACAUGAGCUUAUUUUUAAGAAGUGAAACUAUUUGUUUUCUGUCCUCCUUUGAAACAUGGGCUCCUUUUUUAUUAAGCUAUGUACCUAAGGUUAAAGCCUAUAAAUUAACACCCUCUCAGGCUUAAUAUGAAAAAUGAUCUGAAACUGUCUUUCACUCACACAAAACUUGGCACAGAUGUACUUUAUUUUUUUCCUGAGGCAGUAACCUUUGACAAAAAAAUGUACCAUGACAAAUCUGUAGCUCUUACACUUGCGUUUUCAAAUUGUGGAAGUACACAUAGAGUGGCCAACCUAUCAAUCAUCUUCCUGUUGCAUCUUCAGAUUGUCAUUUGUGUGAUUCCCGCAGGUGACCAUGAAUGAUGUGAUUGCUGCAGAGCGUGUGUUUGGUACACUGGGUCAUAUAGCAGCCACUGAAACUCCUCGCUGCAGGCUCCUCGUGCUGCUAGAAGAGUCCAGGUGAGAACUUGAUCUCAGACGGAACCUAACAUUAACAGUUUGAUGGCAGGUGUGUUUCUGUCCUGAGCAGCUUAUGCUGCUCUUUUAAAUAUGUCAAGAAUGUUUGGAUUUUUAAAUGCGUAUUUGAGUUACAGCUUACUGCCUGUGUGAGUGAGUAGGCUACCAUACUUGUAUGUGCAUGCCUGUGCGCAGCGUGUUGCGUGUAUAUGUUCUUGCAUGUGUGUGUUAACAUUUAUGUGAGACAGCGAGACAGAGCCUGGCACCAGGGAGCCAGGGGAAUUAGACUAUGAGUCUCAGGGUAAGGGUGGGUACUUGGCACCAGGACACAAACAUUCCUCUCUCUCCUCAGCCAAGAGCUCUUGAGUGCUGUCACUCUAGUUUAAUGAACAACAUCCUUGCAAAAAGGAGCCAAAUUUGGAUAAAUUUGUCCCACAGAAGAAUACGUCUGAUGGCUCCUUUUGUCCUGCUGUUUUAGGCCAGGCUCACUUGUGAAAGGUCAGAAGCAAAGCUGCACCCAGUAUUGCUGUCUUACUGGAAAUUUCCCCAAAGACUUAUGAUUGGAAGUUGUAUGUCAUGUCGCUUAAAACAGCCUCCCACUUUGAUGGACGUAAUUUUGGGAAGUUAUUCAGUUAAAAGAGGAAGUCAGUGACAGUAACAUGCAGAUGUAAUAGAGAGGAUUAAUGGUGUAGGAAUAAAAGUGUCCAUAUAAAAAAUGCCUAAAUAUAAGUUGAACAAUGCAGAACUGUAUGUGAGCCUGGUUAAUAAAUUUCAGAUGCCAUAAUUUCCCUAAUAGCUCUUAAUGGUCUAUUCUCAAAAUGAACUUGAGCACAAUUGGCUCUCGGUCUAUUUCACUGUGAUUCAUACACUGUAACAGAUAGAUAACACACAACAUCCCCAGGCUACAGAUUAUUUUUGCAUCACUACCAAAAUCUUAAUCACAUUUAUCUGCAUGAAUCAUCAAGCCUGUAGCCAGUUUUCCCAUUUGUUACUCUAAAUGCUGUAAAAUUUGACCUCAGUUAUGAUUUCAAAAUAAGAAUCUCAGUGAAAUGGACAGAGGGGUUUGCCAGAGAUCAAUUUCCUUAUUUUUAAGAGCUGUGUCAAAGACAUCCUUUCUAAGAAUAACUUAAACUGAUACUUUCCCAUAAACCUAAUCUAUUUAGAAAAAAAAGCAAUUUAGGAGAACAGACUGUCUUUAAAUUUAAGUACCACUGAUAAAUUCUCUCAAUCCAAGAAACCACUUCUACAUGGCUCUUCAAAUAGGAUUAGCCAUAUCUAAAAAAUAGGGCCUAGAUUGUAAUGCUAUUUAAGCCGCGUAUAAUCCUUUAAUGUUGGAUUUUGGUUCUGGUUUGCAAUGGGGACAGUUCCCUGUCAUCAAUUUCUUGCCACAGAAUUUUAUGCUUUGCAAGUCAUUUUAACUGUCAAAUGAAAUGAAAAUACAGCAAAGUUAACAUAUUUAAAAUGUUGAAACUUUUUUUUUCCAUAAUGCUUCUUUUACUUGCUGCUAACAACAUGAUUCAAACAGGGUGGAACUAGGGAAUGUUUUCCAUUGUGUUGCAUCAGCUCUUCUUUUAAUAAAAGUCUGUAAACAUUGGAAACAAGGAAGAUCAGUUACUGGAGUUUGAAAAUAAAAUUUUGCAAUUUCAGCUAACCAACAGUUUGGGAUCCCUUUGUCGUAUUUUUUUUUUUCAUGAUGCACUGUUAUUUACAAUAGUUGACAAGUGAGGACUGCUUGCAGGUUAGCUUGGCACAGACUCUUUUACCAUGGAGCCACGCUGUUGUAAUAAAAGCAGAAGGUGGUUUCGUAUUGACUGAUGAAUCAAUGCCAAACGUUUUCUAAAUGGCAGGAUACAUUACGCCUAAACAGAUGUAUAUUGUCAACAGCUUUGCAUACGAUAUACACUAUGUAUAAAAUGCAUAAAUUUGAUGCUGGGCUUUGGCCCAGAGAAGUCACUGGUGUUUAGAUGAUGUUUAUAUCGGGUUUCCUUUUUGCAUGUUACUGUUUAACUUGCAGUUGUGGAUCGACCUACAAACUAUUGUUACCCAAAGGUGGACCUGUGGGGCUAACAACUAACCACACAUUGACCCAGUAAAAGUAACAAAAUACUUUCAAAAUUUAACCAAGAGAUUUAUUGUAACGAGAUCAAGAAUUAAAUCAUUCACCAGAGAUUAACUAAAGAACAGAUCAACAAGUCAACUAAAACAAAAAUAACCAAAACACGAAUGGAAGGCAGCUGGGCAGCAGUUCCCCACCCUAUUAAUUAUGGAAAUGAUCUUGAGUUCAUGCAGGGAUUUCCACUACAGAGUCAUGUCUGUUUCUAAUGCAAUGCUGCCUCAGGGAAAUCCUGAAAUUCUUUGCAGUUUAAUGCUAAGGAACGUUAUUUUGAAAUUUCUGAACUAUUUGCCUUCGCAGGCUCUUAUUGAGUGUCGAAUCCUUCCUUAACUUACUGACUGAGAGACAGCCUUUCUGGAGGGCCUUUUUUAUGCUUUGUCAUGUUAAUAACCUGUUGCAAAGUAAUUUCAUUGGUCUGAGGAUGUUGCUCUGGGUAUUUUUUGUAUCAUAACACAACCUCAAGUUCUGUCAUUGUCAACAUUUUACACAGCUUUUUUUGUAAUGCAUGUUGGAUACAAUCACUUUGUUAACCUACGAAUUUUAAAAGACAGACAAACUUAAAGCACUCUUUAGUCAGGACACGUGUGAGUAAAGGUUGUACUCAUAGUCUUAUUUGAACCUUAGAUUUCUGAGUAAUAUGUGUUGUGCUCCCUCCCUCUUGGAUAAUCUCAGCUCAAUUACUUUGUGAACAAGUUUGAAUAAGCUACAAACUAAACAGAACCGUUGUUCUAUUAAUGGGUAUUUGCACUCAACUACACAAAUAUCUGACUGAUAAACGCAGCAAUUUACUAAGAAAUUCUAUUUGACGAACCCAGAUGAACUCACACACACUCUACAAACUAUCUAAUGCUAUGUGGAAUGCUAGCCUGCAGCUCCAUCUGAAAAUACUAUUUCAGCAUCCUGGCACUGUCCUGUGGGACGUGUUGCUGCAGCAAUAUUUCACAUGAGAUUUCAUACAAAUAGACAGCAGCGGUUGGUUGUAGUUAACAUCACUUUCAAAUCAUUUACUUCUUUGUGAGUGCACACAUCCUGCUACCAGGUGAUAAGAAUGAAACUGAAACAUGCUGAAGACACUGAUUGUACUGCUGUUGGCUCCGGUGAGUUUCUGAGAAAGUCAGUUGUAGUGACUCCAACAGUUGUAAAGGGGACUGAGAAAGUUGUAUAUGGUUGACCCAAGAGCAGAAAUCUAUUACAUUUGGUUCAGUCACUCCCCCAAACAAGUGUUUAUGUCUCUAUCUUUAUGACUAUUAACUUUUCUUCAUCUUAUAGGAAACGUCAGCUGCAGUUCUUGUUGGAGGGGCGUGGGCGGCGGGCAGGGCUCAGUCCAGAGGAGUUACGAGACAACGGGAAGCUCCUAGGUGAAGGCUUGAGUAGAGCAUUGUUCAACUACCCAAACAGGGACUGCAGUGCAGAGAGCCCAGAGGUUAGUUCUUUUACUUGUUGAUUUUUUUUUAUCACAGAGAGGGAGAUUUGAGAGACUACUACAAUCGAUAGUUUGUGAAGGCUAAUUUGAGUCCCUUAUAAACCGAUUUACAAACCAGCAGCUCAAAAAGACACCAUUAAGGUACAGAGUGACAUAACCCCCAACAAUUAUCAUUCAAAUGGCUUCCUUCACUCAGCUGUGCCUGUGAACACUAUUUAAGUGGGCAUUUCUUGUUAUUCAUUGAUAAUUUAUGGAUUUAAUCAUGUGGAAAAAGAGAGCCGUCAGCAUUAAGACAUGGUUUCAUAUAUUUAACGCACCACCAAGUCCCACUCACCAUCCACCCAGUGUAAUUGGUGUUUGUGUAAGUGCGCACGUCCCAGGAAUAACUAUGUUGGCAACUGCCGUCACAGAUGUUCUGCUGAAUGCAAUAUUUCAACACCACAUCUGCUGCUGCCAGUGUGUUGUGGUUCAUAGUUGUGUUUAGAGUUGCAAACAAGUUAAUCUCUAUUUUCAUCAAUAAAGAUUACAUUUUCCAACCAACAGUAUUUCAAAACCUGAGGUACUGUACUGGGAAGAAUAGAAGACAACCCAGAUUUGAAGAUGAAUUCUAACAACAGCAAUAAAAGACUCAGUAAAUUUCACUGUGUAAGUUGUUGUUUUCAAUAGCUUUGACAGAAAGAAAUCUUUUCAAUAUUUUUUAGAUUAGAUGGAAUUAAAUAUGGUCACUUCCCAUGUUUCUUUUCUCCUGGGUCUGUUUAUUUUGCUCCACUUUUUCCAGCACACACCACUUUCUGCGUACUUUAAAUGUAACUAGUUGACUGCUAGUUCUUGUAUAUGACACAUUUGCUCAAGGCAUUCAAGCAAAGUUUUGUGUUGGAGUUUAUGUUAAAUGAAAUUCUUAAUUUGACAGAAAGUUUAAAUUUUUACUGUCAGUGCAUUCCAAAUAUCAGUUAUCCUUCUUGUAACUUUGAGUGAUCGGUAUCUUCUCUGAACCAAUAUCAGUCGACCCUUCACUUUGCUCUGUGACAGUGUCUAUUUAUAAUGUUUGAAAUCUCAGUAAUUAAGUAACUUGUCUUAUUUUACUCUGGUUAGCUGUGGGUGAUGCCUUGCAGCAUUCAUGAGAGGUACCCUUGCUUGUAUAUCAGACAGUGUGAUUCAAUAUUAGGGCAUUUUUUUGGUAUCUGUAUCAUUGAUUUUACCUUUUUUUUUUUCCUUUUAAGAUCAAAUUUUGUCAACAAGCUUCCAACAGGGACUUUUUUCACUGGGUACAUAUUUGAACCUAAGCCAAAGUAACCUUAAUUCCUAAUGCAGUGCCGUUAGUUGCAGUGGAUAGAUAAAUCUAACAUUGCUUCAGGUUGUAUCACAUUUUUGGUGAAUAUAUUUUAUUCAUUAGCCAUGUCUGAACCAUUGAUGCCUGACAUGACUUAUACUGUAACAGGUUGGGGUACAUUGAUUAAUGUCAUGUAAAGUAAGAGGGAUGUUUUAUCAAUGAAAUUUAAACACAGCAUGUAGUUUAGUGCUUGAGGUGCAGAAAUGUGUAAAAUGAACAAGUCAUAGGUCAUUUAUCAUUGGCUGUCAAAAGCCAGGCUUUUUGGGUACAACGCAUCUCUCUUUGACAUUACUAUAUAUCAUCACACAUGGCUAGCGUGGGAGACGUCAUCUACAAUUCUACAGUUUCAUUUAGCAGAUGCUUAAUCCAAAGCUACAUUCAUCUAGUUAUAUGUACAACACAUGCACGGACUCUGAUAGAAGUCCACAAACUUCUCCGAUCCAGUUGGACUCAGGCACUGACAUGCAAUGAAACAGGCAAAGCUGUUUUGGUUUUCCUAUUUUCCAUUUAUGUCAUCAUUCCCACAGCCACAACAACAAAUCAUUUAUCCUCCAGAUUCCUGCUGAGCCCUGAUAUCAUCACAAUUAUCAUCAUGAUCCCUACCAAUGCCAUCGUCAUCAACAUCAUUCAAAGCAUUUAUACUCUCAAGUGCGAGGGGAUUCACAAAAGUACUGAGUCUAAGAGUUUCUAACUGUAGAAUGGGACUCUGUGGAUCAGAAAUUAUAGUGUAUACACAUGCUUCCACAGGGGACCACAGAAGAUAAGAGUUUAGCUUAAGUGCUUAAGUGUUCCCAAAGAGCUGGGUUUGUAGCUUCUUCUUCAAAGUAGAAAUGGACUCUAAGUAUUAUAUGGAGUUUUGUAAUUUAUUCCACCACUGGAAGAACAACAGAGGAGGAGAGUUUGGCUUGUGACCCUGAUAUGAUGGAAGGACCAGGCAUCUUUUAUUGGUAGUGCGUAGUGGGCGGAAAGUGUAGACCUAGACCUGGAUGGGGAGUUCCAAGCAGGAGGAGCUGUGUUUGUUACUGAGUUAGGAAACAAAAAGCAAGGUUUUGAAUUUGAUGCAAACAGCAACUGGAAGCAUGUGGAGAGAUAUGAGCAGUGGAGUGACUUGCUGUUUGGGGUUGGUUGAAGGCUAGUUGAGUUACUGAGUUCAGUAUCGUCUGUACAGGUUUGAAUGUGCAUGUAGGGAGGCCUGCCAGUAAGGAGUUGCAGUAGUCAAUGUGCUCUAAUAUGAGAACCUGUACAAGGAGCUGUACAUGCUCUGAUAGGUAGGGCUUCGUGUUUCUGAUUUUAUUCAGGGUGUGUUAUAAAGGUAUGCCUAAAUGAUAGAAGACAAAUGAACCUUAAAAGUUGACGGAGCAUCUUUCAUGACACCCACGUUCAGAUCAGACUUACAGGCAUAAGUUUGAUCAAACUGGAUAUUGAUCCGUGGUUGUAUGUAAAGACUGGCUGGCAUGACAAGAAACUCAGUUUGGAAAACGUAGAGCUGAUGAUAGCGUUUUAUCAUCUUUUUGGAAAUAUUAGUAAAGCAUGAUGAAACCAGUAUCAUUUGCAUGGCAGCAUUUUGAGAACACAUGAGUGUGGAUUAUUCCAACAAGUGUGGUGGUGUAUAUAGGAAAUAGAAGUGGACCAAGCACUGACCCUUGAGGCACCCCUGUUGACAAGACAUACGGGUUUUGACACUCCUUCCCUCCACUAUACUCUAAAAAAAACAUCCGUAGCCUACCGUUUCUGUAGAGAGGGCCUGCUUAAAGCUGGGAUGAUUUGGGUCAAUGGGUCAUUUCCGUAUGGAAAUUCAGGACCUCAUUAAUGGAUGUGUACUCAAGACUUUUGGACAAGAAAGACACAAGUGAAACUUGCCUGUAGUUUCCAACCUUAGCUAUGCUGGGUGUAGGAAGGGUUUUUUUUGAGUGGUGGGAUUUGAGCUUGCUUGAAUGCUGCAGCGAAAACACCAGAUGACACUGAGGAGUUCAUAAUGUAAGCCACAGCAAGGUAAGGUGUAAGAGAAAUGGUCUGCAAGAGACUUUUAGGUAUUGAGUCCAGUGUUGGGUCAGGGAGUCCAGCACAAGUCUGGAGACCUCAGACUGGAUCAGAGGAGAAAAUAAGGCAACAUAGGCAGUAUUAGUGCAUAGCUGCAAGCUGAGGCAGUCAGGCUCAGAGAAUUGAUUACUUAUGGUUGUAACCUUAUCAGUGAAGCAGGAGCCAAACAAGUGUGGAGUCAGCAGAGUGAAGGCUGAGGUAGCUGAAGAGAAAAGUGAGUUAAAAAAUGAGUACAAUGUUCGUGCAUCUGUGGCAGCACAGAUCUUGCUUUAAUAGAAUCUGACUUCAGUAAAAAAACAUUCAGGAUGUUCCUUUUUUUAUACCUCGCAGUAUGCUUAGGCAGUUAUGUUAAACAUUUGUAGGCUUAACCUUACAUUGGAUUAGUCUAAUCAAUGCACCGUUUUAUUUUGAUCCAGAUUGUCAUCAUAUAAAAAUGUUCAAACUACUUCAACUGGGAUUAUUCUGCCACAAAUGUUACGUUGUAAUAAAAACUAAAUCAGUGUAUGUGGUAUUCUCUUGUUCACCUCACAGGAGGGCAGUGUAGAGUCAUCGGAGCGUGCCGCCACAGUAGAGCAGUACCUCCAAGAGUUGGUCCAAAGGGCGUCAGACACCUAUAUGAAGGAGGAGGCUCUGCACAAGCUCUGGCCCUCCAUGUUUGCAGAGAUGGUGAGGGACUGUGUGUUGGAGAUGAGGGACCGAGCCGCCUUCCGCCAAGCCAGCCUUGCAAAGAUCUCCCAGACCAAGUGA
Xyrichtys novacula (pearly razorfish) is the source of this 48437-nucleotide messenger RNA. The record is from the annotation of a GenBank genome assembly. Lineage: Eukaryota; Metazoa; Chordata; Actinopteri; Labriformes; Labridae.